AUGGAUCGUAAUUUUCCGGGGCGUACAAUAAUCGGUAUUUCCGGAUGGCCCGCAAGGUGGCCUCCAUCUCAUCGAAGUUUAUCGAUGUUUGGGGAUGAGGGUUUAUGCACAGAUAAUUUGAAUUGGGUGAUUCACAAGAAAACGAGUGGGUGGGUCGUAGGUGCCUCGGCGUUCAAAACUAUAACAAAAAUGCAGAUUAUGUUUUUACAAAAUAAAAGUGGUUAAAAGAAUUUUAGACUGCGGAAAUUUGACGAAUUUGAUUGAAAUUUAACAAAUUAUUAACCACAUUUAUGGUAGGGUGGGAGUAUUUUUGGUUUAAGGUGGAUAGGUGGAAAAUCAAAUCGCUGAUUCAAGGUAAAAAUACUUCGAGCCGCCACUGAAGCACAGCUAUAGAUAAUAAACUAGAUUGCCAGAAUUUAUAUAUACUAAUCGUACACACGUUUAAAGCUGCAUAACCGCCGUUAUUAUAGAAGUAGGUCAUUUGUAUCUUAUCAUGUAAUAAUUAUUUUGAUAACACAAUUUAUCACAGAUAAAAUUUAAAUGUUGAAACGAUGUCUUUUUUCGUGGAGGUAACCAAUUCGUUUUAUUUAUUUGACAAUUGUUUAAUUUUUUAUGGUGGUCGAAUCAAUUUAAACUUGUGAUGAUUCAUUGAAUGAUUUCAUGUUGUUUGCGGACUUAUAGUUCCAUAGUAAUUACUCGCACAGUGCGAAUCACACUUGAAAAAAAAUUAUUACGUGUAAGUAUAUUUCGAAUUUUCGUAAAAACUAUAUUGGUUAUAGAGGGCCUAGUUUUUAACCUGCCCUGGAGCCUUUUAUCAUCUAGCUAUACGCCACUGUCUGUUAUACCAACAAUCUCUACAUUCAGGAAAAAUAGUUGAUGAUUGAACUAAUGUACUUUGAAUCGCAGGGUUACACAGGUGUAGUUUUAUAUUAUAUAAUACACAGUGUAUCAAAUAAUACAGAUUAUUAUAUACGCUAUAUAAACAGUAACAGUAUUAUACUUCGUUUUAACAUGGCCAUUGAUAAUAUCCUACGCUCCAAAUUAUAACUAUAUCUAUUUUUAAUCCAUUUGAUCGAUGUACUUAAAAUGACGGAAAAUAACUCCACGUUUCAUCACUGUCUAGUUAGCAAUCUGGUUUAUUAUCCUUAUCUAUGGGCAUAUAUCCCCGGGGAAAUGUCUCGCCGAGAACGCGUGGUCCGCAGCUAGCCUUUGUCCCGCGAGAAAAACGGCUAUCUGCUCGGUUGUCCUGCUCGACCUAUUAUUAUUACCGCCCCAUGACGUCCAGCGAUAUUAUAAUAUUAUCAUUAAUGCGGUCGCCACGCAUAAAUUAACACCGUGCUUGAACUUUGCGCGUAAUAUUAUUACGAGACAUCAUUUGCAGAGACCCCAGCCCUGUCGUAAUUAGAUUUUCAAUUUUGUAAUCCUAUCGUGCUCAUUUACGUAUACGGGGCAUUCGUGUCUUCGCGGUCCGACAAAAAACGAUUCGAGCAACGGUUCGCUAUUCGAAACGACCGAUAAAGUCGGUAACGCGACUUUCCUGAAAUGGUUUAAUUGAAUUGGACGGAAUUUCUUCGAUACCGGAAUACCGGUGCCAUGCUAUAAUAAAUGCCCGAAUAAAUCAGGUGUCUACGUUAGAAAUAGAAAAAUGUCCAUAUUUUCAAAUAAAAAAAAUUGUUCAAGUUUUUUUUUUUUUAGAACUCUAUGAAACUUACUUUUUGUUUCAUCCGCUGUUAUAGGUCCUUUAAUUAGUCUUCAUUUACUAUAUAAAAUUAUUGUUAGGUUUAUUGAAAUGUAACUUGUAAGUAUACAAUUAAUAUAUAGGUAAAACGAAAUUUAUUCGUGUUUAUGUAAAUUUCAUUUUUGAUAAAUUUAAGAACACAAAAUUAAAUAGUGGAUUUGAAUAGGGUAUAACGUGGUACUUAUCGGUUAUCCGCUUCUUUGAGCUUUUUUUUAAACAUUUUUCCUUAUUGUAACUAAAUUGUUGAUCAUUUUUACUUAAAUGUUGAGAAAAAUCUAAGCAUUUGAAAUUUUACCUACAUCUACAUCUACCUAUACUUCAAAAUUCUCUAAAAAUCAACAUUUAAUUUUAUGCAUAUAAUUUAACUGUACAAAUGUGAUGGACAUUCUUAAAAAUUCACCCUGUAUACCUAGGCCUCUAUAUUACUUUAUUGGUUAUAAUCAUGAUUUUAUAAUUAUAUGUAAUAUCUAUAUAUUAUAUUAAACUAUGUUCAAUUUGACACAAUCAUUUUGUCACCAAAUUGGAAAAAAUAGAAUGACAUAUCAAUGAUCUAUUGAGCAUGAGAAUUUUACAAGGAAUGUCACUGCACUUUUUUAGUAAACUCAGUUUUAAAAUCAUAGUAGGUAAAACAUUGCUUUGUUCAGAAUUUAAAAAAAAGUUAUUCAUUAAGUCGAAAAUUGUUUUUCUGUACGAUAUAAUUUUAGUUUUAUUACGUUAAGCCGUUGAAUUCUUUUUAGAAAGAUUAGGGAUGAUCGUUAUUUUUUUUUUUUUUGGUGGCGUAUUAUUUGCAAUGAUGGGCAUAUCCGUAUUUAAAAUCCGGUUAAGAAUUUGAUUCAAAUUCGGAUUUAAAUAUUUGAAUAUCCGGAUAAUCUAGAUAUUCGGAUUUCAUAUCCAUCCCUAAUUAUUGUACCUAUCUAUGGCGAAUUGGCGAAUUAUCACGCGCAUAAAUAAUAGGUACUGACAACUAAACAUUUCAUUAGACGGCUUCAGAAACUGCCUAAAAUAAUUAUUACUAAUAUUUGAAGACGUAUAUCUGUUAGAUAUAGUUGGAUACUAUCUCACUAAAAACUACAGCAGUAAUAUAAAAAACACUCCUUGUCACAAAAUUUGGUGAAAAUUGCCUUUGAAACCCAACAAUAUAUGUUGCAGGGGUUCUGGGUGCCGAACCUCCAGGCUUUUAUAUUGUAAAAUAUCUAUGCGAAAUAUCGAACAUAAUGAAAUUGCCGGCAUAGAAAUUAUUCAAUUCGAAAUUAUCAAAGAAAAAAAUAUCGAUAAAUCGGAUGAGUCAUAUCAUAUCGAUAUAUUUUGGCCAUCCCUAAUACCUACCUACUUACCUAUUGGUACGUUAUGUCAUCAUAAUACAUAAUUCCGUUGUUUCACCAGUUUAAUAAGCAGGUAUUACUGUGCCAUAUUGUUAUUCUAGUAAAUCUGUGCGUCGCGUCGUAUCGUCACUCGUGUGUUUUACCAAAUGUAUACCCAUGUAUACUUCUUUAUUUCACCUUGUUACUUAGAAUACGAUUAUUAUUAUAUAAAUUAAAACCCGCAGGCACAUUGAAUCGUAUAAUAAUAAUACAUACCUACCGAUACAGAGUUAUAAACUUUUAUUAUUAUUAUUAUUAUUAUUAUUAUAAACGCGUUCGUCAAAAUAUUAUUAUAAUAAUAUAAUGUAAUGUAACUAUUGCCUUAUAAUGAUACUUAUAUGUAUGACGUAUCACAUAAUAUGUGCAGCGCAAACGAUUUAUUUAUUCAACACGCGGAUAGUGUUAUAUUAUACGAUAUUUAUAUUUAAUAUUUUUACGUAUAAGGUACCUGUCCGUCACGAAAAUUACCUAUUCAAUAUUCCGUUCGAUACCUGGCUUGUGAUUAUAAUAAUAUAUACGUAUAUUUAGGUACCUCGGUUUUCGUGUACCUGGCUUUAUAUGUAGGUACCUACGUAUAGAUGACGCGCGCGCAUGAGACGAAAAUAUUAAAUAUUAUUAUAUCGAACUCGCAGAGGGUAUAUCGAAAAAAGAAAAUAGUCGACGGUGUGAAUGUUUAAUUCGAUUAUUACACCGCUGUAAACGGAUUUCGUGUCCGAUGUGUGCAUUAUUAUUAAGCCAAGUGUUUGUGUUGUUCGUCGUAUUAAACAUACCUACACAAUACGAAGUAUUAUUGUUAUCGUACAUACCUGUACGGCUAAACAUAACAAUAUUAUUAUUAUUAUUAUUGACCAUUGUAUGCAAUGUAUUCAGUGGCGCUGAAAGCAGCAGUAAAGGGUAGUGGUUUCCACCCUUCUUUUAAUGUGUAGUGAUGGACUCGUGAUGGGUACCUGAGCCAUGAUUAUAUCGAACUGGUACGUGUGGACGUACUACCGUCUACACAACUUUUUAUCCGUCUGCCUUCUUAAAACAUGGUUCGAUGCCACUGAAUGUAUUAUGCAUCAUGGAGGAAACAAGACUCGAUUUUUGUCAAAAGAGUCGUAGAAAAAAACCCAAGAGGAAAAAGACCAAAACUACAUCGGAAGUUUAAAUUAAGAAGAACCUUCUUUAGGGAGGGGCCCAGGCUCCGGGCCUCGCGCAUUAUACUUAGAUUUAGGACCUCGCAUUCGACAAAAAAUACGAAUUAUAAAAUAAUAAAACAUACAAAUAUUUAAAAUUUCGCCCUGGGCCUCGUAAAUCCUAAGGACGGCCCUAAUUUUACUGCAUACUAGUCAUCAAAAUUAGAUUCUAGAAAAUCAAAAUUCGGGUUGACGGUAGGAAGUGUAGAAGAUCAAGAUAUUAAACGUAGAGGUGGUCGUGGACAAUGUUUGGGUAGAAUAUGGUCCCCACUGUCUUGCAUAAUAAAUAAAAUAUUAUUGUUUAUAGUAUGUUAUAUUGAUUCAAACUUUUUCCUGUCUCCUUAUGUCGAGAAGCACAAUAAUAAUAUAAUAGAUAUUUCUUUUCACACCAUUUCUUAUGUAUUACAAAGGUAUACUAUUAUAUUAUUAUGCGAAGAAGACGCGACUGAUGCGAACAAUGGCAAAAUUACAGCCUACCUAUCAUAGGUACACACGGCGUCUAAAUAUGGUUGAAAAAUAUUAAUAAUAAUAUAAUUACGUUCACAUCACACUCCGCUCUGGCUAUUUGAUUAUUAUUAUAGGUUCUAGGUAGGUUUCUGCAGCAGUAGAUCAGUUACGUCAUUAAAUAAUGUUGUAAAAAUAUAAUAAUAAUCGUAUAGGUAGAUAUUCUGCUGAAUGACCUUAAGCAAUAAUUGCGUACCAAUAUUUGAAACAAUUUGUGCACGAUGAAAAUAAACGACGUUUCGUAUACGAGGUCGUUUUACGACUCCCCGAUGAUGCCGAGGUACGAUUCGCAUACAGGGCGUCUCAAGGAUAUUUGACAAACAAGAUAACUUUUAUUCCGUUCGAUAUUUUUAGGUUUUUCUUUUUGUAACACUGUAUGGUCUUGCUCCAUGAUUGUUGAAUUAUAUAUUUUUUUAGAUUCAGGAUGAAGCGAGAAAUUUAUUGAUUUUACUAUGAUCCGUGUUUUUUUUUGGUGUGUGUAUCAGAAAUCUUACUCCAAUAAAAAAAAUUGUGUCGGAACUUUCUUGUAGAAUUUUUGAUCUAAUUAAUGCAUUGACAAGGAGGUUUGAUUUCCUUUAUAGUUCCUAAACUAGAUUAAAAAUUCAACAAAAAAGGUCUUUUGUCAUUUUUCGAUUGGAGCAAUAUUUUCGGUAAAAAACUAAAUUCGCAAAAAUGAAAUAUUAAUUUAGAAUUAAUUAUUAUAAUAUAAAUAUAAUUAUUAUAUUAUUGUAUUAUUAAUAUUUUCCAAAAAUUAAAUUAAAUUGAAUUUUCGUAGAGACUUGAAAUUUGAAUAGAAAACUUAUAUUUGCCUUUUCUAGGCGUGGAAAAAUUUUGAAAACAUUUGAGCUAUUUAUAAACAUUUUAAUUUCGCUAUUUAUUUUUUUGAUGAGUACUCGGUGGAUAAAAUGAUAAAUGUAAAUAAUAUUUCUAUUUCUGUAAGUAUUACAAAAAACUUAAAAAUAUUGAACGGAAUCAGAGUUAUUGGAUUUAUCAGACCUCCGUGGAAUACCCUGUAUAAUAAAAAAUAUUCGUUUUUUAUUACCUAUAUAUCCCCGACCGCGAAUAUAUAUGUAUACGAAGGAAUAAACAAAACGGCGUGAGUAUUACUACUAUUUUUGUAUACAUUAUUACACAACUUAAAAAUAUUAUCGUUUAAUUGUUUAGAUAGUCAAUAAUAAUAUCUACAUGCGAUGUUCGCUACUAAUUCAUCUGUCAUUGGCACGCGUAUAGUACUGCACCGAUUUAAUAAUUUUGUGACGUUGCGUCACACCAGCCCACCCCAUAUCGAAAUUUGGUACUUUCUGGUAUAUAAUCUUUAAUAUGUCAUUUGUAUGCAUUUGUAUGGCCAUGCCCGCCAUUUGUAUUCUACUUGAAAUUUAGUUAUAACAAAAAUAGGAGGGGCGAUUUGAACUGAAUUACAACAAAAAAACAAAAUUGAAAAUAAUAAAAGCAUUAUUUUCGUAAAUUGUCCAGUUUGUCCUACGUUUUUUCGGUUUUUCCCAAUAUUAAUGAAAAAAAUUCCCUUAAGUACCAACUAGAUAAAAUUUUCUUUCACAAAGAGUAUUAUACUUUUUCUCCGUACAAUUUUUUACAGGUAGAAAAAAAAAUCACUCGUAGUAAAACCAAUCCCUUCACUUCGCUCCAAAUCUGAAAAAUUACAUCGAUUAAGGUUGGCAUCGAAGACCUGACGAUCACGUUCAGAUAGAGAAAGUAUAAUUUUUCUAUCAAAAUUGCCGGUCUUUACGAAUAUUUUGAACAUAAUUAUGAUAAUAAAACAAAAUUGAAAAUAAUGAAACAGUUAUUUCCAUGGAUUUUCCUGUUUCUUUUACGUUUUUCCUGGUUUUGUUUGAUUAUUAAGAAAAAUACAAGAAAAGUCAAGCCUUAUUAUAGUUUUUUGAUUGAAGCAAAGUUUCUUGUAGAAAACCUAAAUUGAAAAUAAUGUAUUAUUUGUUUGAUGUUUUUUUAUCGUCGGCAUUAAAGGCAUUCUAUGUUAGUUUAUUUAAACGGCACUGCUAUAUUAGAGAGCUCAUUUAUACUAAUAUAUUAAGACGUACAUUGUGUUGAAUCUAAAUAAUGCUACACCAUUAAUAAUAGUUGACGGAUUUUCAAUCGUUUUCAGGAUUAACUUAUACAGGAGUAUCAGAAGGAGGAAGAGCGUUUUAGAAAAAAUGUAACCUGUAUUUUUAGUUUUUAAUGAAUUUAGCAGACGAUGCGGACGUUUUUCUGGUUUUGACAUUAGUACGAAGAUGUUACUGCACCACGUUUGAUAUAUUUUUUGGGUGUAAGUAGUACUAUAUUGGAUUGAACCAUAAUGAAAUACAUAGGUACAAUUUAAAAAUAUAAAAAUAGGUAAUAAUUUUAAACCUUUAUUUUACAUGUAAAGUGCGCAUUCAAUAAAAUACAAUUUUCUCAUACAGGAGCCAGUAAUUAUAGUUGUCGAGACUGUAUUUGUAUUGUUCUAUUUUUCUAAACAACUUCGACUUAUGAAGCUUCGUUCAAAAUCUAAACAUGUCAUGCAUCGUGGUCGUAAGUCUAGUACACUUAUUAUACUAACCGGAAACCUGCAUGGGUCAUACGGAUCAUAGUGCCUACGUCAUGCUCUUCUUUUCUGCCUGUUAUCAGUAAUUAUAAUUGGGUCAUACUAAUUUGGUUCCAAACAAUUUAAUAGCCCCACUAAUAACACACAGUAUUUUUUUCAAACACGUAUACAGUCUUCAAACAUAAAUAGGUACCUAUUUACAAAUUAAGAUUUCACAAUGAUUAAAUAAGAAUUGCUCAAAUGAAAUUAAUAGCAAUAAAAUAAAUUUCUAUAAGUAUUUAAAAUGUAGAAUUCAAGAAUAUUUAAGUUACUUUACUUGACAAUUAAAAUAUGUAGGUACCUACAUUUUUAUUUGUUGAAUAUUUAAAUUACUUUACUUGACAAUUAUAAUAUGUAGGUACCUACAUUUUUAUUUGUUUGGACCCAAUCGGAGGGCUAUAUAAUAUAUCCGCAACGUAUAAUCCCGGAAAGUAUUUCCCCAGAAUUAAAAAAACUAUAAACCGCAUUUGUCUAGAUACUGGAUAGUAUAAUUCCAGAAUCCGAAAAUAUAAAAACUGUAUUUGCCCGAAAUGUAUAUCGCCAGAACUUAUUUCCCCCGGAAUCUAAAAACUAAAAACCGUAUUUGUCUAGAAAGUAUAAUUCCAGAAAAUAUGAGUAUAAUAUGGUUAAACUGUAUAAUAGGUACUGGGAAUAAUUUUGCUAUUAGUAGUAGUAACGGUCGGCGACAUAUUCCGCAGUUAUACGGAUUUUAGAUUUUUUACUCCGGAUAAAAAUACUUUCCGGGAUUUAUAUGUUUCGGAAAUUUAUUUUCCGGAAUAAUACAAUCAUACAUGAUAAGAAUAAUUAUUUUUAUUACAUAAUAAUAUGAUAUCACAUUAAUCGCCUCUAUGUCAUAUUUUAAACAAAACAAUAUAACAGCGGUUUUACACCGUUUAGGUGCUUAUCAGUUAUAUAAUGACUAGUGAGGUCUCCUAAAGGUUGAUCUAUUGAAUAAUAUCUGACUAUAUUGAAUACUAUAAGUGAUAGGUAUAUUGUGAUAAACGACAUGCAAUCAACUAAUUUUUUUUUAUAGAAUCGGAUAAAAAUGUUAGUUACAUUAUUUGGUUUAAUAUUGUCAUUUUGCAACGAAAUAAUACAGAUAGAUAAGUAGGUAGGUACGCUUGGUAUUAUGAAAAAAAGUUAAUUACAAUCAUUAAAACACAUAUAUAUAUAUAUAUAUAUAAUUGAAGAAAAUAUAACAAGAAUGAUUAUAAUUUGUAAGUAGAUAACUAUGAGAUAUUACUAUAAAUGGACUACUGCAGGUUACCUAACCCAAUGACCAUAUAUUAUAUAGGUAAAUAUAUUUUAAAUUAUUAUAAAUUUUGUAAUUUAGUAGCCAAUAGGAAGAUAUAUAUAAAGUUUGUAAUACCAAUAUUUGAUACAUAUUAUACAACAUUAGUACCUAAGUAUACUAGGUACAAUUAGAAUGUUGAAAUAAAACGAAUACAUUGUUUUUAGACCAACCUUGUGAUUUCUAUUUGAAAUGACAAAUAAUAUCUAUUUAAUCAAUUUUAUUAAAAUUUAAUUCAAUACCUAAAUUAUGCUAAUGUACAUAGGUAGAUUCCUAAAUGUUGAAGUCAAUAUUCAAAAACGUUUUAAAUUAAUUUUAAUAUCAUAAGAAUCGCAUUUGUUUAAUUAUAUAUUUGUUUAAAAGAAAAUUAUAUCAUGAACAUGGUUUGGAUUCCCCCGACGAAUUCUAUAUUCCAUUAUUGAUUUUUAAAUCGUUUAAUGUAAAUAAAAAUUUACUAAGUAACAAACGUAAACCAUUAAAAAACUCGAUUCAUCUAGUUGAUUAAAACUCGAUAUGCAAAAAAGUAAAUAAUAAUAUAUUUUAAAAUCAGAAAACCUAAAUGUAAAUUAUUUUACAAAUAAACAUUAUGAAAUAACGAAUUAUACCAAUAAGCCAAUCGUAUGUGUAUCUAUGAAUUAAUAAAACAUGAUUUUUGUGUAAAUUAUAGAGUUAAUUUACAUUAAUAGCCAGGAAAAAUAUCAAAAAAUUGUUUUCUUUUAAAUGUAUAAUAAUAAAUAAUAAUUACGAAUUUAUUGAUGCGUUACUAUUAUAUCAUUAUAGUUUUAUACCAGCGUAAUACUAUGCAUUUUCUACACUCACAAGACACAUUAAAAAAAAAAAACCGAUGAAACCAUGGUUCUGUAUACUAUAGCAAUAACAGCCAUUUUAUAAUGUUAUUAAUAUAUAAAGGGGACAACGACAAUUAUAGUUCAUAGACCCGUGGGAAAUUCAGUCCCUAACAUCCUUUACCCACACCCAUAAAUACAACAUUAACUGGGAGUUAUAAGUUAUAACAUAUAUUAUGCUCGUAUAAUAAACCCCAGAGUGUGUCUGGAACAUUAAUAAUAAUAAUAAUACUUAAAGUUAUUACAUGUGGAUAUAAUAUACCAUUUCAUGAUUAAAAACAAACAAAAUAUAGGUAUACAGAAUGGUCCAAUGAAGAUAUAGCCAUUGUAAUGUAAGUUGUAUUUACUUUUUUCGGAAUUUUGUUUUAUACAAAUAUCUAUAAGAAACAAGCAGUUCUAAAACGUUCCUUGCUAAUGUUUUGUAAGGGAAGAUGGGAGAAAUUAAUACCUACUUUUAAUUUUUAAAUAGUAACCUGUAAGUACCAAUUAAAAAUGUCAUAAAUUGAAUUAGUAUUAGUUUGAAUAUAUUUUGGCAUUAAAAUUUACAUUUCUGUUAACGCGUUUUUGAGAUAUCCAUUUUUAAUCCAUUUCAUCUCCAGUAAAGGGGAAGUAGUGGAGCAUCAUUUAUGUGGUAGCACGACACACAACGUUUGAAUACUCUGCCCUAUCUAAAUUUGAAAGUGGAAUAUUUCGCGUUGACGGAAAACAAUUAUGUCCACACUUCAAUUUAAACUAAUACUUCAUCUAUUUAUGCAAUUUAUACUGUUGAAUAUAGGUUACUAUAUAAAAAUUAAAAAUAGGUAGCCUUUUUACUUGUGAAAAUAAGGGUGACAAAGAAUAACGAUAAUGUAACAUUUUAGAGCUGCUUGUAUCUUAAAUUUGUAUUAAAAAAAAAAGCCUUAAUACUUGGUAAUUAUAGUAAUUAACUAAUAAGUUAAUACUUUCCGAGAUAUUACAAUGAUUAUAUUUUCGUGGCAUAGGCGUGCAACGCCUUACUACAACAAUGUGUGUUUCCAUGACAACAAUGAUUGUUUAAAAAAGAUUAAAAUAAUAAAAACUUAAUAACAAAAAAUAAAUAAAAACGGUUACCAAUGUCCGUGCCAAAUGCAAAAUGCCUUAUUUUUAAUCUUUCAAUCUUUUUUAACCUUAAGACCAAGUUUUUCCUCAUUAUCUCGAAUAUUAAUGAGAAUUUAAAUAAAAUGAUCUCUUUAAAGUACCACCCAGAGAACAUUUCCUUUCAGAAAAGGUACCAUAUUUGAUAAUCGGAGCAUUCUUUCUGGUAGAAAAAAAUAAUACACAUCAUUGUAAAAUCAAUACAGUCCUCGUUCCGCUCUAAAAUUAUUAUUGAAAAAAAAGCAUAUAAAUACUAUUUAUUUAUUUAUUACAAUAUACAGUAUUUUAUAAAAUACAGAUGACUGUAUAAAUAAUAUACUGAAUUAUUAUUGACUAUUGUUAUCGACAAUAUUAUAGGUCAAUAAAUUACUCAGUAGGUCUCGCGUGCUAUUGAACCGAAUAAUACAAUUUACAUUUAAGUUGUUUUUAAUAACGAUGUAUGUAUGAUUAUGUAUAGCUUAAAAUUUAAAACAAUUGUGACUAAACCUUGAAGCACGGAAAUAACUAUUAUAUAAGUAGGUACCUAUUUAUUUUAAUAGUACAUUAUAGUAACUAUAGACGAGUAGGUAUUAAAAACGUUUUUUAGAUUUUUGCAGAGCGUGAAAUGCCAAUUCAUUUUACUCUGAUGAUAUUUGCCUAUUUUGGAUUCUAAGCGAGGCGAAGAAUGUAUUGAUUUUACUAUGAUGCGAAUUCAUCACGAUGGUGGUUGUAUAAGCUUAGCCCAUACAACGUGAUCAAUAUAACAUAAGACACUUAUUAUUUCGGAAAGUAUUAAAUUUGUUUUUUAGAUAAUUUAAGGAAUAAAUAGAUCUAAAAUCUCUAAAAACAAAUUUCGUAAAAAAUGUGUACUUUCCGAGAUGAUGCGUGUGUUCGUUAUGUUAAUUAUCUUGUAUAUUAUAUUAUACCAUUGCUAUAUUUAUGAGCUUUAAAAUGGCUCCUAUGAACAAUAAUCUCCCAUUAUAGAAUUACGAGUUACUAGUUAAAGUAACUCAAACAGUGCUAACUUAAAUGCUAUACUUUAAUAUUUAAUUCUAAAUUCUUAUCAAUGAGUACUAAAUUUAUUAGUAUAUUUAACUAAUGUCUAUGUAUAUUUCUCAAUAUUAUUAAUAUUUUACUAUAGAUAUAUUAUAUGUAUACUGUAUAUCAUAUGUUAAUAACUUAAAAUAAAUAAAUUCAAUGUAUAGGUACUAUAACUUUUAAGUGUUAUUAUCAGGGUUCGGGAUUUAUAGAAUUUGCUUAAUUUUUUUUGUUUGGUAUUAAAUCUAGCAGAAUGCUGUGGAAUUAAUUCUUGUCUGUUACAGCAGUUUCAAAUUUCAAAUUUAAAAAUACUAAUCUAACCAUUAUUUUCAUGUUUGUGAAUACAUUUUCUACCAGAAAUCAUGUUACAAUCAAAAAAUUACAUUUGUAUUUCAUUUUAAAUAAAGUUAAUUGGUUCUUUGAGAAGGACAUCAUAUUUUAAUUUUCCAAGUGGUUUUCAUAAUUAUUGAAAAAAAAAAAAGUUUCGAACAAUUAUUUGCGGUACUACAGCAUUAACGAUUUUAGUAUUUUAAAUUGUUUGGAUUUUAUUUUUCUACUAGAAUUAUCCUUGAAUCGAAAUUCAAAUGUAGCAUAUUUUCUAAAAAACAAAAUUGUAUCUUACUUGUGAAUUUCAAAUAAUAGGGAAAAAGAUAAGAAAAAUGGGAAAGUUUACGGCCGUAACAGUUUCAUUAUUUUUGGUUUUGUUUAUUCCUUGUAAUUCAAUUAAAAAUAUUAGAGACCUAAAAUUUUCACAGAAUACUAUCAUAUAAUCAUUUUCUAUAAUUCAAAAUAUAAGUUAGCGAUAAGUGUUCAAAACAUUCUGGAAAUUGUUGAGCUAUUGGCAUUUGACAUUUUCGAGAUUUAUUAGUAUUUAAUAUUAUGUGGGUAAAAUUGCUUGGUCGUGCACAAAUGCUUGAAAACUUAACCAGAGGUUCAUUAUGAGUUGUACUUAUUAUGGUUAAAAAAAAAAAAGUCGAAUGUCAAUCAGUAGUUUUUUUAUGCGUCUUAAGUUAAAAAUUUAACGAACAUCGUAAAAACUCCGACAUUUUAAACAUGUGUAACUGAACUUUGCUUGGAAUCAAGUUUCUCGGAUUUCUCUAUUCUAAUAUUAAUAGACAUUAAUUUAUAUCAAUUUAGAUUUAUUAAAUCUAAUAAUACAUUUUUUCAUUCUAAUUUUAUAUACUUUAUUAUUUUAAUUGACUUUCUCUUCCGUUAGGACAUUUUUUCAAUAGAUAAUAGACUGUCGGAAUACAAAUUUUUAUAUAUUUCUCGAAACUAUAUUUGUGAAUUUCAUGUUUAUUGUUUAUAAUGUUUGUAAAAAAUAAAUAUAUACAAUUAUCUAUUGAUACCUAUAAAUAUAUAAUCUAUAUAGUUCUUUAUAUUCAUUACAAAUAUUUGUUUUUAUUUGUUCUUAUCGUAAUUCAUAAGAAUUAACCCAUAAUAUGUUGUACAUUAUAUAUUAUGUAAAACGUCGGUUAUAACUGUUUUAACUUUAUAAGUAUUGUGUGUGUACUAAUGGCGAGUAUCAAUAUUAUAAUACUAAGAAGUAAUCAUUUUUGAAAUGGUAUAAAUAUAUAUUAUCAACUAUUGAUUAGUUAUUAGUUAAUACAUUAUGUGUUUGACUAAUUAUAGUUGAAUUGUUUGUACAUAAAUAUAUAUUAAAUUUAACUAAUAAUUAUUGUUGCGUUGUCUGUUGGCGGAAUAGGUAGCAAUGGGCAUUUGCUGUCCCAAAUCCCACUAACACUGUAAUAAGUGAAAUAAAAUUAGAUACGUUAUUGUGGCGAAUGUUCGUUUUAUGUCACAGAAAAUUAAUUAGUUAAAUGUAAUAAUUAUUUAAAAAAAUGUAUUAUAAUAUGACAUAUUAUUAUGUUGAUGUUCUAUUCGGUAUUCCCAGAAGUAUUGCGCGAACACACAACGUGUAUAUGAUGUUUAUUAAAAUAUUAAACAUUAUGCUAUUUCAUUAACGUUUUGUCCCUUUUUAAUUAUGAUAGUCGCUUAUUUUUAUACUAAAAUCGAUUUUGUUUGUUGCUAAAACUGUGUGUAUACUAUUUUAUCUGACUAAGUAACUAAGUUGAAUAAAGUUAAUACAAAAAAAAAAAAGGUAUAAUUUAAAUUUUAACUUUGAAGUACGUAUAGCUACUGCCCAGCUUUGACGAAAACUUAAAAAAUUAAAAGGUACAUAGGUCUGCAUUUUGUACGAUUUUGUGUUUAGUUAAAACACUGCAAUUUGAGAGGAGAAUAUUUUCGAGGACUGUGUGUACCUUUUUUUUAAAAAAAAUUAACGCACAAAAAAAUUACGGCUAUCUAUAAAACAACAAAAUCUAACAUGGCAAUACAUUUUAGAUUCUGAGUGGAACGAGGAAUGUGUUGGUUUUACAAUGAUGUUUAUUUUUUUUUUUUGUGGACAACUUUUCUACUAGCAAUUUCGCUCCGAUUUUCAAUUGUAGCACUUUUUCUGAAAGGAAAUCUGACUGGGAUGUUACUCUGGGAAGGUCAUUUUUAUUUUGCCAGCUGUUUUCAUAAUAAAUGGAAAAAAACGUAACAAAAACGGGAAGAAACGUGGAAAAAUAGGUUCAAUAUUAUACAAAUAUUAUUAAAGAAAAUGUUUAAUGAUAAAUUAUGUAAUUAUUUUACCAUAAUGUGACAUAUGUAUUGUUCACAAAGCAACACUAUCAACCGAAUUCAGCUCAGAAUCGUUUUUUCGUAGGAAAUUAUUAAUCGUAGGUUAUUCGUUGCAUGCAGAUAUACAUUAAAUCUCUCCUACUUACUAUCUUCCCAACUUCUCACCUAUAACUGUGGCUCAUCCGCGCGUGAAGUAGAUUCGUAUUUUUUUUUGCAUCAUAACUUUUAAAAAAAAAACCUUAUGUAAACUGUAUAACAGCCAUUGAAAAUAUUCACGCUCCUCUUUAAAUUCUGUUAUUCGUGUUUAACCAUUAAUUUCAACCUAAAUGCUACAAUUAACGUUCUGAUAGUAACACAAUCUUGCUGUUAGUCUAUUGAUUAUAAAGGCUAAAGAUUGCAGAAACUAGUGUUCUCUCCCAAAUAUACUAUUAGCUUGAUUUUCAUCAUAAGCAUGUGUCUUAUAUGUAAUUUAAAAAUUCCCCCCCCCCACCUCUCGUUAUCUUAUCCUGAAUCCACGCCUGAUUGAGGCAGUAGAUACGGGUAUGGUGUUUUUAAACACUCGACAAAUAGCUAAUAAGAGUGCAGAUUUAUAGUAGUUAACGAGCUUUUCUCGACGGGAACCGAAUAUUUCUCACGCGGUUCGAUGAUAAUAAUAAAUAACUGAACGAACAAAUUCAUAAUAUAUUAUCCACUCAUCGGGUUACUCGACGAGUUUAAGACCGAAAUAUUGAUUUGUGUACAAUACGGGUUUGUUAUUUUUAUUUGUUUUAUUACUAUUCGGCGUAUAGUACUGCGUUUUUGGAGUGGUGAAUGGAAGUGGUACUCGAGAUAUCGAGUUUUUUUUUAAAUUUUUAUUUCGUUCAAUAUUUAUCGACAUAGGUACUUAUGUUAGUGUCAUAGAGUCUCGUUAAAUUGUGUACAAAUAGCUCGACAGCGAAUAUCGUCUCUGGUAAACGGCAAAUUUACUCUUCCGGUACAAAUUAAUCUUUUUCAAUCAUAAUUGUCGUAUUAUAAAAAAAUUUAUUUUAUAUUACAGAACGAGCGCGCGUAUUCGUGAGUCGUAUAAAUCAUCCUGACAUCCUCUGCAGGUAUAUAUCGCAUCUGGACUUUAAUAUCAUUUACUACCUUUACGGGUAUGGAAAUUAAUGUUUCUAGUCAGAGUCGUAUAUUAUAUCUUAUAAUAUAUUAUUAUUAAUUAUUUUAUUAUAUAGUGUCGGGGCUUAUUCUAAAGAUUUUUACAUAUCACUCAAAAUGUACUGAAACGAUUUGUUUCAUAAAAUUCAUUUGGACUCAUUUAUUCAUAUUUAUGAUUUUGACUAAAAAAAAAAAAGUGAAAAAAUGUGAAUUUGCUUCAAUGUUUAAAAAAAAAUUUGGGACAUCUCCGUAUCAUUUUUCUCCAUUACCAGUUAUAUUAUCUUAAGAGGAACCUUGUACUUAUUAAAUUUUGAUGUAUUAGGUAUUCAAAUUAAAAAAUUAUGAAUUUUUAAUUCAAAACAAUAAUAUACAAAUGUUUGUGAUUUUGACGAAUUAUUAUUAUAAUGUAACAUUUAAAAAAAAAAAUUGUUUCCUUUUCAAUUUUCAUCGUUUUUCAAAUGUACGAAGAAUAUUUUAUUAGUUUAUGAAGCAUUUUCUGCCAGUGAAAAAGUAAUCAACGGGUAUGAAUCUAUUAGCGAUUCUGAAUCCAAUUAAAUUUAAAAUAGGUAUCUGGGCAAUUGAUAAAGUCAUUUAAAAUAUCAUAAAUAAAUAACAUUAUAUCCAUUAAAUCAUGUCUAAUGGAAAACAAAUCAAGACCUAUAGAAUCCUAAACUAAAUAGAAUGUAUUUAGAGAUAAGACAAUGCGAUUAUUUUCAUAUAUUUAUAUUGAACAUUAUUAAAAUCAUUAAUAUAAAUUGAAUAAUUAUUAUCAGACCAAAUUAAUGAACCGAACUCUAAAUUUAAUGUAACUAAAGAACUGUACAACUUUUUUUAAACAGAAAGAAUUUUGAACUUCCACAUACUAUUUAUUGAUAAUCAUUUUAUGAUUUAAUUUAAAGAAUAAAUCAAAUGCAAAACAAUUACUUAGAUCAGUAAUUGAAUAAUAUUUUUCGAGAGAACUGCAGUUAUCAUAGAAUUAUUAUCAAGAGGAUAAUAAAAUUAUGUACGAAAGUAUGUACACUAUGUGUAAAAGUUAUAACUUAACAUUAAUUAUAAUUUUCUAAAUAUAUUUACAAAUAAAUAUUUAAAACGUCUGCCAAGUUAUAUCUUGCAGAAGGAGAAGUCGAUUUUAAUUCUUCGAAUUUUUAGCUACACCGUGGUGUAAAUUAUAAAUGAACCUGGACCGUUGCGUUAUAAAUUCCAAAAGUGUUUCAAAUAAGUUUACGUUAUUGAAUUUCUUGACCGAUGACAGACGGCUGCUGAAAAUCGUAUUAGGUGUCUAAAUAAUAAUAGUAUUGUUAUUAUUUAUUAUAUAUUUAUAAACAGAUGUUAUAGUUUAUGUAUUAUAUUCGAUUCGACAUUAGUACGUUUUAAAAAAUACAUACUUUGACAAUCGAAAUAACUAUUAUAGUAUUUUAUCUGGUCACGGGAAACAUAAUUCAAAAUAUUAAAUGACAUCACACGAUAUAGAAAAAAUUGUUGUUAUUUAACAAUUGUAUACACGCGAUAUUAUUAUAUAUUAUAUAGUAUAUAUAGUGCGAACGAUUCAAUUAAAACAAAUCAUUUUCAAUCUUAAGAGCAACGAAAAAUGAAUUGGUUUUCCAUUAUGUAUAUGCUUUUUUCUGUCUGUGAAUAACUUUUCUACUAGAAUUCUUACUCGAAUAAAAAAAUAACAAGAAAUCUAUUUUGUUGGAUUUUGGAUCUAGUUGGUACAUUGAAUUCCUAAGUUCUUUUCAAUUUUCCAGGUUUUUUCAUAAUAAUCGGGGAAACCUGAAGAAAACAAACAGGCAGUGUCAUAGAUAUUUUAACAAUUUUAUUGCAUAUUUUAAAUUUAUUCGAUUUUAGUUUUUUACCAAAAAUCAUUAGCUACAUCUUUUGUGAAAUAAAAGGUUAUCUAGAUAGUGUAAAUAAGGAACUCGUCUUUUGAUAUUUCGUGAUAUUUUCUUAAUAAUUGGAAAAAUUCGUAGAAAAAACGGUAAAUUUUACCGAAUAUAAUGGUUAUAUUAUUUUUAAUUUUGUUUUUGUUGUAAUUAUGUUCAAAAUUAUCUUAGAGACCUGACAUUCUCACAGAAUACUAAUAUUACUCUUUUCUAGAUGUUUUAAAACAAUUUGGCGAUCUUUAACGUUUUUAUACGAAUAUUUGACAUUUUUGAGUUUUUUUUGGCUUGGUUUUAUUUAGAUAAAAUUGUAUUGGCUAAGCAGAAAUUCUUGUAAUUUUACCUCUCAUUACAUUUUAUACUUAAUAUUAAAAAAAAGACAGUUGAGCGUAAUGUAGUAGGUUUAUUUACAUUUUUUAAUUUAACGUUGACAAAAAUCGUUGCAUUUCAAAACAUAUUUAACUGAAUUUACUUUGGAUAAUAAUUUGGACUAUUAUUGAAAUUUGAUAAUUUAAAAUUAUAAUUGCAGCAUUUCAAAACAUCUACGACCGAACUUUGUUCUGAUAAGCAAUGGUUUAUCGUUAUGUGCAGAUAUAAAUAAAUAACUUUCCAACGUUUUAAUAAUAUAUUAUAGAGUUUCCGAGAGAUGUAAAUAAAUAAUAUUUGUAUUCUUCUUCUCUUUCGCCUUCAUCACAAUUAUUUGGUGUCGGCCACUCUCGUCUUAAUAUUUAAAAUUUGAUAAAAUAAUCAUUAUUAUAAUAUAUUUAUCUAUACGUUCAGAAAUCGAUCAGAAAAUUUGAUUAUUGAAUGUAUAUACAGUCGAAAAUGUCGCAUUGAACGUUAUCCAUAAAUUCGUUAGUCACUGCAUGUCACAAAUUUGUAGUGAGCCCAUUUUGCCAUUUGAGUACGGUUAUAUAAACCUGUAGUCACCGUGGUCCGUAACAAUGGAGAUAUUAGUUUAAAACUUGCAAUAUAGGCCAUAGUAGAAUUGAUGUCAGAAUUAUAGUCAUAGUUAUAGUCACGUCUAUAUCCGUGAUGUUCGUGAUUUAUAACCAGUGUGACUGGUAAAAUGAAACGAAUUUCAUUAUUUUGUAACUGCUUCCAAUUUUAAUAGGAAAUAUUCACCUGUUAUAAUCAACGAUUUUGUGGGGUACCUAGCCAUUUAGGUAUAGUAGAGUUGAAUUUUUGCAUUUUUGGUUUUUAACAAUAUGAUAUUAAUGAUUUUUACUACACGGUAGCACGCCUCCAAAACAUCCGAUCAGCAAAUGACGAAACACAAUCCUAUUAUGUACUAGUAUAUGUCGUGCGAAGAUUGCGGUACACCCGUAUUUCCGGUUUUUUUUUUUUAUAAAAACAUUUAUGUACCUACUAGUCUUCUUUUGUUUUGUUCCGUCAAGUUUUCAAUGUUUCCGCACGGUUUUCUAUAUUGUGCAAAACUAAAUAUUUACCUAUACAUACAGUGUGAUUACGUUCACACAUAAAUAAUACUAAAUAUUUCAGGUGGAUGAUCUUGGAUUUAAAUUAUAUCCUCUGCAGGACGUAUAAAGAGCACUGCAAUACGCACUUUAGAAUACAUUUCAGUUUUUAAUUCUUUCGUUGAGUGCAUGUGAAAUACAAUGACAUUUUUCCAGCACAUUUAAUUUUUAUCUCAAAAAUUACCUAAGAUACAGUUACUAAAGUUAGUUAAAAAUUAUGAUUUUUCAAAAAAUUUAAAACGUAUGUGAUUAUGUAUGUGUGAUCUUUAUAAAUAAUUUUCUUUCCAUAUAAAACAGUAGUCAAGUAUUUGUUCAAUUUUAAAGGUAUUUAGGUAUGCAUAUUAAAUUUGUUUAAAUCGAUAUUUCAGUACCCCUAUCACCUCCUGAAAACUGAGUUCACAUCCAUGAUCAUCCGGCCGAAAUAUUUAGUGUGACCUAAAAACGUAAUCACACUGUACACUGUAUAUACUGUAUAAUUUUACAAUUUUAUUAGGUAUUAUAUGUGUUUACUCGUUCUAUAUUUAAUGUAUCGCGAUGAUGCUUAAUUUCUCUAUAUAGUUUAAAUAGUCGAGAAAAAUAGUUUUUUACCGAACGACGAAACGUUUUCUUCAUUCAUCAGUGAUAAAAAUAAUAAAUAAUAAAAUUACAAAAAAAAAAAAUCGACAUAGUCCAUGAUACUUUCACUUAGACGUAUUAUGUACUACCGAACGGUAUGCAAGCAGGCGCGCCCGGUUUCGAUAAUAAUAGUGUCCGAUAUGUUAGCGAAAUAUUUAAACACUCUUGUUCUCUGCGUAUAUAUUUAUAUGAAAAUGAAACAUACCACAGUAUCAAAGCUAGUUAAAAAUUUAAGUUAUAAUAAGUAACUUUGACCGAUAACUAUUAACUUGACAAGUUAAAAAAACUCGGAAUGUAAUAAAAUAACGUAGUUAUUUCUAAAAAGUUACUUUCGAAUUUUUUUUAAAAACUGUGAACUUAUGUUUUUAGUUUACCGAUUAAUAUUAUAGGCAUGCAAUCUACGCAGGGAUUCGGGAUACCCACACGAGUAAUGUAGGUAUAUUAAAUCUAUACAAUUCUAAAUAUUAGAGUAAAAAAUAUGUUUAUGAAAAUAUAUAGUAAAGGAUAAUUUUCAUUAUUGUUCGUUAAUGUUUGUCGUUAAAUUCGUGCCUAAUUUAGAAUAAUAAUAUGUGACAUUGUUGUUGUUAUUACUUAUGUAUUGUAUCCGCGUAUUAUCCACGGGAGAAAAAACGAGAUUUACGGUUGUAGAAAGUUUUGUGUCGUUUUCUGCCUUUAAUUUUUUUGGCAAAAAAUAAAUAAAUACUUUUCGCACUCAUCAUUCUGCCGAUAAAUAUAUUGUGUGCCUAAAAAUACGCACAUACCUUGGAACAUUCAUUUAUAAAGUAUAAACUCGUUCAUUAUAAGUACCAAGUAUAUAUGGAUAUAAAAUUAAAAUAGGCCCAUGAACUAAUUCAUCUUUUUUCUUUUUUUUUAAUAAACUUGCUUAGUUUAAGUUUACUUGAACGAACAUAUAAAAAUUGAAUUAAUGCUAUUUAUUUUUACGAACUUUAUAUGAUUUUAAUUUUUAGUGAUUUAAUUAAUAUAAUAGAGUUAACCUUCGAUAUUCAAACCUUCGAUAAUUUGAAACUUUCGGCACUUAAUUUGAUGCAAAUACUUGAAAUAACUUGGUAAGGUUUUGCACACAUACGAAGGGACUUGCUUACAUAUUUCUGCACAAACGAUUAGCAUUGUCAAAAGUUCAAAUGUUCAAAGGAAUGGGGGCAUCAAAAUGGAUCUUGUAUUUCGGCCAAAGUAAUCCAGAAAUCAUAAACAAAAAUAAAACCUAUGUAUGAACAUUUUUUGUCGAAUUUUCCUCAAAAAUCUAUAUAAAUAUUUAUAUAUACCAGGGGAAAGCAAUUUCGUAUAUGCAUGGUAUCAAGGAAGUUCCUUUUGAUGGUUUAAACUUUCAAUUCCCCCUUGCCAACCAUUUGUAAGCUCGGAUUUCGUGUUUUCAUAGAAAACAGUUGGUUUUAAAUACUCUUACAGACUCAUAAGUAUAAGUAUUUUGGUUAAAAUGUACAUAUAUAAAUAGAUAGAAUUGUUAUCAAGAAUACAUACAAACAUGCAGACCGCGGGGUCAGGAGUUGCAAGUUCAAACCUUCUAAUCGCAAAUCCUCGACUCUAUUUUUCCUUUUUAGUUAUCUGUAAAAGUAGGUAUUUAAAAUCUGUUGUUUCCUGUGAAAAUAUUAAAUCUGAGCAAAUAGGCGAGAAGGAGGUUAUACGAAUAUAGAUGAAAUCAUCAAAAGGCACAUCAUUGAUAUUUACACCGUGCAUGUUUUAAAUUUUAUCUUUCUGGCAUCUGGCAUCCUUUAGUGGUCAUAUUGGGGAUGUACAAAAGUAAAAACCACCAAUCUGAUCACUUCAACCCGCCUAUAAACAAAUUCUAAUUCCCGAGUUAAAGCUCUUUCGAUAAAAAAAGAACCGUUAAAAGUGUUCAAAUGAACACCGGAAAAAAAAAUACAUACAUAUUAUACGUAUAACAGACAAUACUGCAAUGCAAUGUCACUAUUUUUAGGGAUAAUUCGACAAAAACAUGAACUAUUGUAGUGGGGAAUUGAAAAUUUGACUCUAAUAAUAACGGAUCCACACCAGUAAAGUAUUACUUUACUCACUGAAAAAAUGUUUCAAUAAAAAAAAAAAAAAACAAAAACAAAAACGAUUUGUAGUAAAACUAAUAGUUUCUUCGAUACACUCUACACUAAAACAUAUAAAUUUACAGGAUAGAAAGUGUGGGGAGUUAUCUCACGCGAAGUUUAUUUAAUUGUCCAUUUCCCCCCAGAAUAAAAUCAUAACUUUACGCCACUAGUCUAAUAACUAUACUAUUAUAAUAUACGACUAUACUGUCCCGCACGGCCAUGUCGGUGACAAAAUAAAUGCCCGCUACUAUUAUUACGUGACAACCAAAUUCAAUUAUUAAAACUCUUCAUUUAUGUAUUGUUAUGUAAUAUGUAUAACGGUUUUCCGUCACAUUAUUGCUUGAUUAAAUAAUAGAUAAUUUAGUUUCUUUUCAUUGUGUAACCAAGGUAACCCAUAAAUCAACAAGAAUAAUAAAUUCGAAUUUCGUACCGAGAACCCCGUGUCAGCUCCCUUUAGGGAUUGAAUUCGUGCGCAUAGCCUACGCAAUAUAUCACCCAGGAAUAGUGUAGUUUUCUACUAGUUCUACCAGCGAAAGAAUUUUCAGAAUCGGAUUAGUAGUCCCGGAGAUCACAUCUCAUACAUACACAAUGUACAACUUAUGUACCUAUAUAAUAUGUGUAUUGUAUACAGUUUACGUGACAUAUGCAUAUUGUAUAUAUUAUAUAUUAUUAUGUACAUCCCGAGACUGCGAAAUUGGAAUGCGCGGUGUGAACGUCACUGCGCCAACGUGCCACACAUUGCGGGACGUUAAUUUUCAACUCUUUUAAAAUAUAUAGUGCUUGAAGGAUUAUUAAUUUUUAGUUUUGGGGUUUUACAAUGUAAAAAAUGAAUAACCGAUUGGCGCCUGUAAUCACCGCGGCAACUGCGUAAUCUAUAAUAGAAAAUUGUUUUUUUUUUUUUUUGAAAAUCGGUCCAGUAAAUCCGGAGAAUAUCGCCCGCGUACAAAGCAUUGAUAUUUGAUUGUGAAUAUUGACAAUAUUGUUAACUAUAAUCAAUGAUACAAACUUACAAAUUUUACUUCUUUAUAAUGUUAUAAUGUAAUAGGUAUGGUAUGACAAUGAUAGAGUUUUAUCGAUUCAUAUUAUACCGCUUGAACUUUUAACCAUUUCACGGACAAUAAUCAUUCGAAACAUAUAUAUAAUAUAAUACCAUAUUGGGUACUUGAAUAAUAAUCGUCCGUGGCGCGGAAUUAUUUAUUAAUGCGAUGGUCGAAUUGCCCAGGUCGUUUUGUAUAAUGCAUAAUAAUAUACAAUAAUGAAUCACAAUGUGCCAAGGAUCGGAUCUCGUCGGCCGUACGAUACAAAUUACGGGAGUGUAAUAUUAUUAUAUUUUCACAUGGCUGGUGUAGGUACGUACCUACACGUGUGAUGUGUGGUGAAAAAGUCGUUAAGGUUCGCGAGUUGCAGUGUAAUGAUGGUGUGUGGCUUAUAAUAUAAUAACGAAAUCGGAAAUUCUAUUCCUAUAUAGAUGUAUACGAAAUAUAAUAAAUCCCAUCACGAAAUAAUAUAUCAUUUUGCUGUUACAGUAUGAUUAUGAUUUAUGAGACGGAUAAAAAUAAAACGAUGAUUUCGGUUGUUUUUGUAUUUUGUGUAUAGGUAUAUAAACCUAUUAUACCUCCUUUAUAUUGUAUUAUAAGGGAUAACGAUAACUUAUUAUUGUGUGUGUGUGUGUGUGUGUUUGUAUGUGUAUGUCAACCUCCAGUAGGUAAUUUGUUUAGAUUUUGAGCAUCGCGAGGAAUGUAUUGAUUUUAUUAUAAACGCGGUUUUUUCUCGGUCUGUGAACAAUUUUUCUAACCAGAAAUCUACAACGACUUCGGAAAAACUGGAUUAUUUAUACAAUAACGGUUUCUGGUGUAUUUUCGAUUUGGUUUUUUUGUUUCUUGUAAUUCGAUUGAAAGUCAUUGGAGGGAACGGAAAUUUUCAUCGAAUAUUAUUAUAAAUGUAUUAGCCCCUUCUGAGCGUGCUUCAAUUUUGAAGAUAUCUCGACGAUUUUUGAGUUAUUUUUUCCCCUAGUUUUAUUUGAUUUUAUAUGAAUAUAAUUUUUUGGGCUUUACUUCUCAAGAGCACUUGGCAAUUUUGUACAAAGUUCAUCUGGUUCAUUGUCGUAUAUACGAUAGGUAUUGUUCUUGUGGCAAUAUAAACAUAUCGAAAAUCCAGAGUUUCAAUUUUUUUUUUCAUUGCUGUUUAAAAGCAAAAUAUUGAAAAAAAUCGUAAAAAUUCCAGCAUUAUCCGAUUUAUUUAUUUUAACUUCGUAAAAAUGCUAAAAAAAUUCAAGACGAAAAAACACGAAUACAAUUAAUUAAUUUUGUAUAUUUGUAACUACAAAUUGAUACAAUUUUAAAUUUGAGUUUAUCGAAACACGUUUAAACGAACUUUGCUCAGAACAGUUUUUCACUUGCAACGUUUAAACCGUAGAUAUAUAAAUUGAAUUAUUCUAUAUUGUAUUAUACUUAUCCGAUUUGCCAACUACAACAGUGGCAUACCCAUCGUGUGAAAGAUGCCGCGUUUUAUUUUCGUUCUAUAUAAAUCUGAGUGUUGUAUAGGUAGGUACCUACGAGUUGUAAAUAUAAUAUUUUUAUAAUAUGUUCUUGUUAUAUACUUCAUAAUUUUAAACCAAUACAUCUAUGUGUACACUGAUGUUCAUACACUUAUAAUAUUUUGAAGUAGGUAUAUUUGAGUAUGUAUACUUGUAAUAUAAUAUCUGCGUACCUGUACCUUGUUAUGAAACAUAUUUUAUUACGAGUUUAUGACGUAUCAUUGGAAUGAUAAGAAUAUUAUUAUAUUAUACAUCCUUUGAUUAUAUUAUUACAUUGUCAUUAAGUUUGUAUAUCUCAGUGUGAAAUUUAAUUUGAAAUUGCAUAAUGAUUAAUUACAUUAGGUAUAAUAAUAUGUAUAAUGUAUGUGUAAUCUCACGAGACCGGUUUUCAAUGAUUUCUGAAUAAUGAUCUUUUCAAUAAUCUAAAUGGUUUCCAUUUCAAAUUUGUUAAACAAAUUAUAAGUAGAUAUUAUAGUGAUUACUGAUUUUAAUAUUGACUUUUGAUAUCGCUUUUUUUUUUUUGUUUCGAUUCAAUUUUCAAGAAAAUUUAGUACCUACAGUAUAGUUACAAUUGGAGGCAUUCAAAUUAGUGUUGGUAAUAAUUCUGAUUUGCCGAAGUUCGAUAAUCCGGAUUUUUCAAAAUAAGAUUUUGUGUAUCCACUAAAAAAUAAAUGAAAAAUGAUAAGUAGAAUUUGUAAUUUAUUUUAUACAGAAAAUAUUAUCAUUAGAGGAGAGACGGGUAACUGGAGAAAGUCCAAAAGUUAUGGGCAAAAUUUGGUCUAUCUGAUAGUGGAGCUUUUUUUAAGAGAGGAAAAGUGCACACUGCGAAUAAUCACUAAGUAGCAAUAUCCUACAAUAGUGUUAAUUUUUUGGCACAGAUUUAAACAUAUAGUCGGAUGCGUGGUUUGCAGAAGUUUUCAACCUAUAUCUAGAAUUCGAUCCUUCGGUAUUGUUUAGAAUGUUUUAUUUGGCAUAUUCCUCAUUAAAUCUUUCCAAAUCAAUAUUAAUAGAUUUUCUGACACAAUUUGUAUUUAUUUUUUCCCAACAAUAUUAUUUACGUAUAUUAUUUUGAACAUUAUAUUAUUAUUUUUUGUUUUAUUUUUUAUGUGCACAAGUAUAUAAACACUAUAAAGAGUUAUAGAGAACUAGGCGUAUUUACGCUCAAGGAUAAAAAUAGUAUACGUCCUAUAUGUUUUUCCCCUUCCCUUUAACCCGUUUCACAUAUAUUAUUCUUUUUAUAGUGUAUUACUAUUAUUUACUAUUUCUCUUCAAGUCUUCUAAGAUACUAAAUGACUAAAUUAAAGAAGUAUCUAUAUUAGUAAAUAUAUAUAACCAAAAAUACGCGAACAUACCUCUGAACAUCUGGGGAUAAAUCCCUCACUUAAUUCGGGCCCUGCGGCUGCUAAUCAUUUAUAUUAUUAAUUUAAACUGUUGUCUAUAUGAUAUGUAUUUUCACUGUUUUUCUUCUUCUUCACCUUCAUCCAAAUUACUUGAGGCCGGCCACCAUCGUUCUAUACUCCGGCCCACGAGAGAUCAAUAUCUUCACGCACAUGCAAAAUGACCGGCAGUGACGGUUUGGAGUUCCAUUUUAUGUUGUCGGUGGGCCGAUGAGUGGAGGAUGCGCAGAAUCGGACGAGUUUUGGUCGAAUAGCGGUAUUGAUCUCUCGUGGGCCGGAGUAUAAACUUCUACUUGAUCCGAUCUUCCAUGUCGCAUACACCUGUAGCUGUCCUCAUAUACAUCUCCAUUGCAUUCAGCUCAUUUCCUUUUACGUUUCUUUUCAUUACAAUUUUUAAUACUUCAGAUUCCUCUCUCCCCAUAAUACAUUUAAACCAUCUCAGUUUAUCUAUUAUCGAAGAAACGUCUAAGCUACCUCUUGUACGUAUUCAUCCCUUAUUCAAUCUUCUCUCGUCACUCCACUCAUGCAUCUAAGUAUUCUCAUUUUCACUACACUCAUUCUCUGUUUUGUUUUUUCAACAUAGUCAGUCUUUUAACUUAAAAUCUCAUUGGAAUUCUCCUAUCACAUAAAACACUUUACGCGCCUCUCCACUUUAUCAAACCAUAAUUAAUUUUAUGUUUCUCGUUCUCAUGAAAGCCAUUAAUCUUUUGUUCAAACAAUUCUAGGUACUUAAAACUUUCAACUUCACUUAUUACCGCUUAUUGUCGUUAGUCGUCUUUUCUUGUUUCUCCAAAUGCAUAUGUUGUUUUAAUUAUAUUUAUCUAUAGCCCCUUUCGUUCAAGUGCUACUCACCAUUCCAUAAACCUAUUUCAGGUAUUCCAGGUUUUCUCCAGACUAUCAAAGAUACAUCGUCUGCAAAAAUCACUCACCAUGGCACUUAAUCUAACCUGUUGCUCCCUCUCUUCCCGUACAUCCGAAAUAGGACAAUUGGCCAAAGUAUAGUUUAGUACUCCUCAUACUGUUUAACAGAAUUUUACACCGGCUGUCGACUUGAUGCAGUCUCAUUUGUCGUCUCUUAUAAUAGGUAUAUAGAUACCGCGGGAGUAUUCUGAUCCCCUACCACAGGAAGAAUGAUAUUGUCAGUUAUAAAAAAAAUGUCUUCGCCCUACAGAAGCAAUACUAUGUGCCUAUUGAAAUCACCCACCUGGACUUUCCACCGGUGGAACUCGGGGCCCCGUGUUUGCUAAACCCGUAGCAUCAUAUACCCCCCCCCCCCCCCGAGGUAGUGUAUUUUCACUGUUUUAAACGAUCAAUUAUGUACAUUUACUAAAACAUUCGUAUAUAUUAUGUAGGCACAUUUACCGCAGACAAGCCAUAAAGUAAACCAUUAUUAUCUAUCGUUACUCGUUAGCACGUUUAGCUCUUGUUUUUUUAUUGCGACAAUGAAAUACGAUAGCUAAACUAAUUACCUACUGCAGGCUUAAAAAGUUGUAUCUGUAUAGCUUCUUUUCACCAUUAUGUAGAAAUGUUAAAACGUAUUUUAUGAUUAAUAGUUAAAACACACAAUGUUAACAUGAUAUAAUAUAGCGUAUAUUAAUUAUAAUUAUUAUAUUAUUAUAUUUAUACAAUAUAUAAUAUAGGAAGACUUAAGCGAAAUAAUUAUAAUACGCAUAAUAUGUUUAACGUCGCGUCUGAUUUUAAUAAUGUUGAUGUUUGUUACCGAGUGUAUUGUGUUAAAAUAUACUGCGCGUUAGAAGGAAACGUGUUUUGUUUGGUUUCGGAACGAUUAUCUUAAGUGAAUUCCAAAGUUCAACGGUGUGUUCUUUUAUCGUUUUUUUUUUCCGAAUAACUGCCGUACCAUGACCAGUAUAGGAUAUUUCUCGUUAUAAUAUACUUACUGUUUGGUUAUAUUUUUUCCACACUUUGAGUCGUGUUCGUAAAUCACUUGUUGAAUAGGUAUAUAAUAAUAUUAUAUACUGUUUCAACAAACGCAAACCGAUUGAACGUCUUUUAUUUAAUAAUAAUGAAUAGGUAUCGGAUUUUGUACGGUCUCUCGUAUCCAGUGGGGAGCGUCAACGCCACCAGUUGAAGGAAAACGGCAUUGAUAAUAAUUUAUUGUUUUCGGGGUGGGGGUUUUCUUUUUGGGACACGUGAUAUUAUUUGUUGCAGGGCGGCGGCCUUUCGUUAGAUUUUGCGGACGGCCGUACAAAACGGUUAUCACGACCGAGUACACUUGCGUAUUGUUUUGCGGCCACAUCGUCCGAUGGAGAGAAACCGACCGCGCUCUACUGAUUUAGGAAUAAUAAUAUGAGUUCUUGUCGCUUUAGAAUUGUCUACCCGGUCGCGUGUCUGCAGGGGAAACAACGAAACCGAGACGUGUCGUUUACGGCGUAGCGGUCCGACCAGCCGUAAACGAAGCAAUAAGGAGGAAGCCUCCGUUUUUGCAGGGCGCGCGAAACGCGGUGACGUCUGACACGUAGGUCCCGACGACACGUCGGAUGGUUCAAUUGUUGUGCGAGCGUCUAGCGAAAUCGCAUUAUUUAUGGGUACCCGAUAAUAAUGAUAAUAAUAAUCUACUGCGUCGCGAGCAAACGGGUGUCCGCGUAUUACAUAGUGGUAUUAUAUCGGAAGAGAGCUCGGUGUGGGCCUGCGUGCGCGUGUCGGGCGGUAAAACGGUCUUUGGGCGGCGGCGCGAGGCCUCGUGACGACAGACGGUGAAGAGCGACGCUUGCGGGCCCCCGGCCGGCCCGACGGUCGUCGGCGGCGGCGUGCGCGCCGUACACACACCGAUCUGUUUCAUCGAUUCGCGCGCGCGAGGCAGCGGCGGCGGCGGCGGCCGAGGACGGUCGACGGCGACGGUGGCGGCGGUCGUAGUAGUAGUGGGGGGAUUUACCCCUCCACCGACCGACGACACCGCAGCGCUCGUCCCGUGUGUACGUGUGUGUGUGUAUGUGUGUGUGCGCGCGCGUUAUUCCGUCGGGUGGUGGUACCGACCGUUCGACUCGGCGGACGGGCACGCGGGGUACGGGUACGCGCACACACACACACACACACACACACACACACACAGUACGUACGGCGGCGUUCCUUUUCCCGUACGGCUCGUAUCCAAUCCAUUCUUCAGAUUGCGUUUGUGCCACUGGGCGUCCGUGUCGGUCCGCGCUAAACAUUUCUCAGUUUUCGUUACACUGUACGCACGUACGCACAUGAGCACGCGCCGCGAUAUUAUCGCCGAAAACGAUGAUCGAAAACCGCUUUCCGUGUUUUCGCGUCGCGGCAUUGCAAUAAAUUAAGCAUUGUUAUUAAUCUCGUUAAUAUUUUCGUUAAAUAAUAUUAAAAAAAAAAAUAUACAUAUAUAUAUUUAUUUCGUUGUUGAUUCGUAAUAUUGUUGAUCGUUUUUGUUUGUCCGUAUCCCGCCGCCGCCGCCGCCGCUGCCGCGUUAACAAUACGCGCAGUAUUUUUACCGAACCGCUCGCGUGCCCGCACCACAGUGUCUUCGCAGUCGUCGUUACCGUAACCGUUACAUAGUUUAUUAAAUUCGUUUCGUUUUGUUAUUCCUAUUCUCGCCGAGAGCCCGGACCGACACCGAGAAAACCAUCGGGACGCACGGCCACCGUGUGUAGCAUGUUAGGCCGCCAGUCGUACGCCCUUUUUCGUUUGUGAUAAACAAGGUUUUUUAGUACGGCCUCAAGCUGUGGACUGCAACGCCCUACCUGAUCCCCCAUCAGGGGCUAUACUAUCCAGUGAGUACAAUCAUGUUAUCGUUACGACAAGAUUAUUAUAAGUCAUGCACCGUGUAGACGUGUGUGUUCGCCGCGAUCGUUAUUAUUAUCGAUUGUAUUGUCCGCGGUGUUAACAAUAUUGUUAUCAUUGAGCCGGCGGGCAUACCCGUGCUGCGUUUUCGCGGAAUGUCGCCCGAGCGGUUCCGGGCCGUCCGAAGAAAACGUUUUUUUUUUCAUUUGGUGUCCGAAACAAUAAUAAAACGUACUGUCGUCGUCGCGUCGUUACGCCACAAACGGCAACGUUACCGACGGCGGCGUAGGCCUGGUUUUUUUAUUCUCUGUGAAAUCAUAUCCGAGACCUGUCGCCGAGCGCGCGUAUUAUAAUAUUUGACAGGUAUGUGCAUGGGCAGUGUGCGCACGCAAAACGGCAAACGGCGAAUAUUAUCGCGUUUGACGAUUAAUCGGAAAAUCUCGGGUUGUCGCAGACCCGAUAAAACCCAAAGGUCGGCAGGUAAAAACGUCGUCUCGGAGAUAGCGGGUCCAAAAUAAUAUGUGCUCGUUGCACAAUAAUUAUUGUAGACCGUACGUCCGUUCCCCCCGUGUCUGCCCCUCCGCCCUUUGCGUUAUCAUCGCCGUGCCGUCGUCGACUUUGGAACCCGUCGGCGGGCCCGGGCUUUCCUUUGCUCUUUUUACAUUGUCGGCCGAUAAAAUAAUAAGUAUUCCGUAGAUAAAAGAAAUAGCACAGGUACUCGUCGACUCGGCCAAAAAAGUGCGCCCGCCCGAAUUGCAUUGCGUAAAUCGUCGAUUAAUUUUCAUGAUUUUGUGUCACCGUGUCGUCUAUAUCGCGGUCGAAAUGUACUGCAGCUAGCACGGCGAGUGGAAAACGGUUUUGUUAAAACGCCGACCGGACCGUUUCGCACGUCUGUAACGGGUGGCGAAUACUUGUCUAUAUUUUGUUUCGACGGUUUCCUGCGGAAUUCGUAUUUCCGUCCGGUCGCGUGAAAAUCUCCCCGCGAAACAAAAUUAAUCCGAACGUCCUUUGUCCGCACUUUCCGGUGGCGGCCGUUGAGUUAUUUUUAACGACCCCUAUACUGGCGCGCCGCGCGCUCGACGUACAUGCACAGGACCCGAACGAACAGCAGCGCGGCCAAGUGGUCUAAAAAUCUAAUCGACUUUGCCCGGAGCUUUUUCCCCGCGGCGUCCCCCGCGGGUUCGGAGGGUCGUACGAUCUCGUGACUCGUUCGCGUAAUUUCGUCGUGCACGUAGCGCCGUAAUAAUGAUAUCCAAACCGAUAGUAAUGUUUACGUGUAAUAACGGUGUUAACGCCGCUCGGCGAAAAUGCCAACCAGAAACCGCGUAGUGGAAGUGAGUCGAGUAGGCGCGUAAAAACUCGAAUAAUGAUAUUAUCGUCGUUUGUGCGCGCCAUGUGCUACGAGUUAUAAUAAUAAUAUUUCUGUUCGCCUGUUGAUGGUCGGGCGCGUUUCUAACACGAGGAGAGAGAGAGUGAGAGAGACAGAGAGAGUAAAAGAAGAAAAAAGCCGUCCAUUAAACUAAUUAUUAUUAAACCGACGGCCUCCAUCGUGUGCGUGCGUGCGUGUGUGUGUGUGUGUAUGUGUGUGAGACGUCGCCACCUCUUCCCCUCCGCCGUCGUAUUUGCCGUCCGUUUUUAACGCAAUACGAUAACAAUAUCGGUACGAAAACACCCCGCCGAAUAAAUAAAUUGACGGUAAAAUAAUAAAAUCCAAAGGGUUCGUUGUCGUUUUUUAUUUUUUGUUUGUUCCGGUUUUUUUUUUUUUUUUACUGCGACCCGCUCGGUGCCCCAGCCCCCCUUCCCCCCGCCACCAACGCCGCCGGUCCGAUCGAUCGCGACGUCCGUUCGAUUCGAGUUCGUAUUAUUUGAACGGGCGUCCGGGGUGUGUAGGUAGGUAUGUGUACGUUUUUAUAUUAUUAAGUGCUCGGUCGUGUUAUCGGGCCUUUUUUCCCAACCACCUCACUUCCCCAAUGUGCACUUCCGCGGGCACCGAAUCGAAAAGUUUACGUACACCGCUCAUUGCGUAUCAACGAGGUUAGGUACCUAUCACCAAUGGAUUUUCCGUCCCACCCAAGGUCGUUUUUUUUCUGUAUUUUUUUAUGGAAAAAUAAACCGGCAAUUUUUUAUUUUUUCUCUACAAGUACACGUUCCGUACUGCCCCGGCAACACCACGGGAACCGGACGAGGAAAAUUCCCCGUAACAUACUUUUCCCGUUCAUUCUGAGCGACUGGGACGGUAUCUCCCGGUACUUUUUUGUUUUCCACGACGCUCAUCUGAUAUCACUCGAACUAAAAACGGGCACAAACGAUAUUAUAAUAUUUUAUAAUUUCUAAUCGAGUUUCAUUUGAUUGAAGAAAUUCCACGCACCACCGCAACUAUAAUAUUAUGUCGUACACCGCCAAGAUAAACCUUGGUCUAUCUUAUCUCACCUCCGAACGGACAUUUGGAAAUUCCAAUUCCAAUUCGUAUAGGAGUAUACGUAUGCACAAAUAUAUAGUAAAUAAGUACAAGAUAACGUAUAAUAAUAAUAUACCUGGUGAGUCUUUUAUCACGAACCGUCCGUCAUUUCAAAAACGUUAUUGAAUGCGUGUGCAUACUCGGUAAUUUUUUUAAAACCAUAGAAAUUACCGCUACGUGAAAUUAAUAAAAAAAAAAAAACGGGCAGAUUUUGUCCAGUUUCCGGCGAGAUUAUGUCCUAGAUCAGAGGUCGGGAACCUUUUCGUGUAAAUGAGCCGUUUUUAUUUUUUCAAACCAAUUGUAAAUAUGAUUUUCAAAGAGCUACAAUGGUUAAGAUAAAAAAAAAAAAGAAUACCGUAGUACAAAAAACGACUUAUGUAUUUUACCAAGCAUUUUCUUCGGCAAUUCGUAGGCGUUAAAAACAUAAAAGUACACGACGUCUUGAAUUUCGAUACAUUUUCCAAAGUCACCGAUUGCGCGUUAAGAAGCCGCAGGUUCCCGACCCCCGUCCUAGAUGGGAAAAUACCACUAAACAGCUAAUUAGCUAAACAACCACUAGUAACACUAUGCUCGGGAUCGUUUAUCGUUGCGUACACAUAUGAUCUCAAAUCGCUAUCUGUACGUUCUCCCCUCCGACUUGCGAAACGGCCUACAGUAUCGACCAGAUGGCGAGUCACUAACGGCAAUCCGCUACGGAAAUGUCUUUCGGCAAUCGUGGAAAUGUUUGGUGAUUUCGCGGGAAAUCUCGGUGGUCGUUGGGAAAAUCACGGUACUCCGGAAUCUGCAGGUGUACGCAAUAUUAAUAAUUGGACGAUUUACCGCCCGGUAUAGGCCUUAUCACUAACCCCACCCCCAGCCCGUAAAAUCGCGUAUAUGGUAAUGCGUAUAGGUAACCGCGGUAGGUUUUCAAAACGGUAAAAAUUUGACAGGUAUCCAUAGCGUACGAAUGUGUGAUCGCCCCGACUUUUGAUGGCGCCGUCCGUUCGAGGAGUGGCGGGGAGGGGAGGUUUUUUUUUAAAUUUUCGAUUCGUCGUCUCCAACAAUACCGUAGUACAUAAUAUCGUUAUCGACGACAAUGUCGGCUAUGACACGUUAGAAUGCCGCGUACAAUCGAAGGAUUAUCGGGCGUAAAGAGCGCCGCGAACAAUAUAAUAAAACCGACCGCCGCCGUCACGUGAUAAAAUAUGAGCGCGCCGUGACGAGAGGGGAUAGUGAUAUUAAAUUAUACGGAGAAAAAACUAGAGGAAAAAAAACCAACUUUUUUUCCGGUUCUUUUAUGCGUUCCGGGAACAGUCGGGUACACAUUAUAAUUUAAGUACCUAUUUUUUAUUUAUAAAAAAAAAAAACAUUCUAUUGAGGUACAAUACCCGCGAUAUUUUUCGCGAUAGACACGGCAACCUCUUACGGCAUCGACUGAUGAAUUACGUUCAAAUAUCACGCCUACUAUAUAUAAUGCGGAAUAAUAGGGAAGAAUGGGCUUGGUCAAUUUUCGGCAUAUUUUUUUUUUUUAUUAUUCAUAAUUUUAGGGGAGAUGGCGACAAAAUCUUGAAAAAAAAAACCUCGAACGACGAAAUCUUAAAUAGCAAACAUAUUUGAACUGCAAAAUCUUGAACCGGCUAAUUUUCAUCUUUUAGAAAAUGUUCUAAUAGACCGAAAAUUCAGAGACCGCACUGAGAUACGCGAGUUACUGUAUAAUAUAUUGCCCGGUUGCCAAAAAAACGUCCGAGCUUUUUGCAAGAGGAAAAAAAAUAUCUAUUUAUUAUUACAAUUUCCCGUGAACGUAAUCGCUUUCGGAAACUUGGCACGCGCGCGUCCACGGUAUCAUCCUGCACGCGCACGAUACGCAGUGCCGGCGACGAUUGUUUUGAGAGCAUAUUAAUUUGUUCCAUUGUAAUUAGCGGAUUUAUGCAGUAAGUACUCGCACUGUAUAAUGAAUCUCGGCGAAAUUCACUAAUAUUAUUCUAAUUCGAAUCCGGCCGUGUUCGUUGACCAUGGGAUAUGGACCACGGCCAAACACUAUUUCGAACACGUGUUCACUUCUAAGUACGUUCGAAAACCGUUUGAUUUCGUUACGCCGCCGCGCUCUUUUAAUAUUAUUAUUUUAAUGUACCCGUGCUUACCACUCAAUGCGAAAUCGCCGGUAACAAUGCUCGGGCAAUAAUCGCGGGAUAUUUCCGUGAAAAAUGCGAAUACGUACCCGUGGAUCAGUAAUAUGUAAUGCGGAGACGAAUACGGAUUCGAGCAGUGGGUGGGAAAUAUCGAUUGUUUCUGGCCUCGGAGUGUGUAACAACCAGAUCAGUCAGAUCGGGUGAGUCUGGUGACGGUGUAAUCGCUAAAUUCGACAAACCUACCAGUGUUUAACAUUGACAAUGAACGGUAAUCGUUUUUUCCAUUUAAUUUAAAUCUUUUUUUUUUUUUAUAAUUACAGAGGUGGGUGGUUCCCGCAUCCCUGGGGCCCCACAGAUCAGGCCUCUGGCGAUAAUCUGAAAAAUACAAACAUAUAGUACUCGUUGUUGUCGUGAUAAGAUCUAUGGGAUGGUAAGCAUCACUAUACGAGUAGAGUCAAAAUAGCCCAACAGAUAUUCGACAUUACGAGAGCCAACUCCGUUAAUGUUUCCACGUUAUACCCACGGCGGUUGUCGUAGGGUAAACUCUUAUUUUCUCUAAUUUUUCUCCGUACUUAACUGUUAUUACAUACUAGAGUUCAGGUGUUUCGAGGGCGCAUGCAAAGUAGACGUAUCGACAGCGAUGGAUGCGGGGGAGAAAUGUGGCGGACAAUGAGUACGUUUAUAACCUGCGUGCAAAAAGAGAAGCAACGGUACGGAGAAAAACGGUUUUUUUUUUCUGGCGAACAUUUAAUACUGACACCUACCCAGUUGUCAGCAAAAUGACGAGGGAAUUUCAGCCACAGCGACCCGUAGCAAUAUACCGACUUCGAAAAAAGUAAAAAAUCCACCACAUCCAAAAUAAAGCUCGCUGUUAGUGCCCUUAGCCGAAUUUUAAAAUCUAAAACAUUGAGUCAUUAAAAAAACACGCUGGGUGGAAGUCCAGGACGGUGGGAAAAAUAACCCGAUCGUAAAAGCAAAUAGAGAAAUAUUGUAUCUAGUACCUUGUCGAUUUUCUAACAACUAGCAAUGUAAUACUUUGGUCAAAUAAACGUGUUAAGGGGAUUGGAAGCGACGAGUUUCUGACUUUGUCUUACACACGUGAGAUAUAGGGAUUUAGACGUGUUUUAUUUCCAACGUACCGAUUGAUGUUGCGAAGCGAUAAGAAUUCUGAAAGCAGAUUUAAAAUUUUCGUCAGGUCUACUUGAGAUCGACUUUCUCAUUUUUUUUUAAUUUUGAUUUUCUUAAAAAAUCAAAUAUUCCAUUUUUUCAAUUACUCGUGUAUUAGUAUGGCUUAUUUUUUUAGAAUUUCAGGAGAUUAAUUUUUAAUAAAAAGAGAAAAAGUCGAUAUCAGCUAGGCUUUGCGACAAAUUCAAAUCUGUUUUCGGAAUUCUUAUCGCUUCACUAGGAUCAAUCGGGGCACGUUGGAAUCAAGACACGUCUAAAUCCCUAGAAUCUCGAGUGUAGAGAUUACGUCGGUAAACACGAUAACGAAAUUCGAUAAAGACAUUCGCUCGGGUAGACGGACAACCCGUUUGGACCUCGGUCUUCGCGUUGUAUUUUCGGACAUAUUUUUCGGUUGUUGUUCGUGUAUUGCAUUGUGUAUAAUUUAUUGUUGCGCGCGGCGCGAACGACUCGAUUAAAUUAAUAAUAUCGUAAUAAAAUUAACAGCCCGCGAACGCGGACGACAGAUAGAAAAAAAAAAAAAAAACACCGAUCAGACGAAAGUUUUUCGCCGUAACCGUUAAAGCGACGACUUAGCGCGCGCACACUCCGUAGUGAUUUUAUACGCGCCGGCCGUUUGUUUUUAUUUUAUUUUAACGCUCUGAAAAUUACCAGACCGUCGCCGACGCCGUCGGGUUGUGUUUUUAUUAUCGUGAAAUAACCGCCAGCAACAGCACGGCGAUGUUACUAUAGAGACACGAUUGUUGUUUCGUUUGUGUAUCGUAUUCCCGUCCGGGCGGCGGCGGCUGCCCGUCUGCGUUAUUUCGGUUGUAUAUAAUAUAAUAUACAUAUUUUUUUUUUCUUUUUUAUCUUUGUCGCGCCCGUGUGCGCUGCUGCUCCCGCCGCUGCGCACCGGAGGUCGUAUACCGUAUAUAAUAUCGUAGGAAACACAUGUCGGGGGGCCGCGCAUAAUUUAUUUAUCCUGUCUAGGCAGGCGCGGGGAUGAUGACGAGAGUGGGGCGGCAGGGGCGGCUCACACAUCUGUUCGGCGCCGUGUGUGUGUGUGUGUGUGUAUGUACGUGCACCGGCUGCGCGCGCUAUCCUACCUACAUAUUCGGUGCAGGGGGUAUAGGGGACGACGGCAGGGGGACGUGUGUGCGUAUACGGCACGUCGCGCGUCGCGGUAGUCGUCGUCGGCAGUGCCCCCGUGGCAGCGUCGCGGCGGUGGUGGCGGCGGCCGGGAGGCGGUGGGAAAAUGCCAUUAUAAACGCACUCGAAACAUUGAUUUUUCCUCUCCCCGCGAUGUCGAAUGAAUUGAAUUUACGGCGGCGGAGCUCACCACCCAUCUCCGACUCCACCGCCUCCUAUAUAAUAUAAGUGUACGUGUAUAUCAUGUACACACUGUACACACACACUUCCGAUGUGAUAUAGAUUCAUCAUCGUCGCGUUGACCCCCCGCCAACGUCGCGUUAUAUAUUUAGGUCGGUGGCGGAACCAAGUCUACGAGAUGUUGAUGAUCGUCUACGUCGUCGUGCAGUAUUGAUCGAACACGCAGAGGUGCCCUAUGUACGGGGAUAUCGAACCGCCGUCACAUCGCAUGACAAUAAACGUCCGCUCUCCCGGGUCUGUCCCGACAAUCCCAUCCGGCAGCCCAAAAUUAAUUUCCGAUGUCCAUUAUUGUUGUUACUCGUCAUUACGAAUUUCUAUCGGCGAUGUGUCUCAGUAAACAUCACGAACUGAAAUUCGUAAUUACUUUGGGUAAAUUCGUUUUUUGUUUGCGUAACGGCAAUCUGGUUUUUUUUUUCUCUUGUCGAAAAAAAUUUUUCUCACGUUUGUCGUGUUACGCGUUCUUUAUAUACCGACAACGUUUUUUCCCUUGUUUUUUCCACUAAUAUUGUUUUAAAAUGAGAUCGAAUUUCCCACGCUCGUUUUCUAUGCGAUUUUCAUUAUAUUUCACCUUAUCGGGGAAAUAAAAUAUCACAGGACUAUUGCGGUGUUGAAUAAAUAUUUGGACUCGGGUUUCUGAAGUCGGGUACUCGAAUAUUUACUGCGGAUAGACUCUGAUAUUGCAGUGUUACAUAAUUGUUAUAACUGCGAAAUGUCAAUUCGGUUAUGAGAAAUCAAUAAGACAUUAAUGUCGUUUUCAUAUCAAUAUUAAAGACAAAAUAAUAACGAUCUAUUUUUGUAAAGUCAAACAAUCAACAUGGUAUUUCCAUUGAAAAUAUUUGGCUUUCAAAAUAUUUCCGAAAAAUUAUUUACAUCUAGCUUUUUACGUUUUUUUUUUUUUUUUUUUUUUUUUUUCUAAAUUAAACAGUAGAGUAUUCGUAUUUACGAGUAAAAAAAAGACGAAAAUACAUUGCACGAUGGGUUGGCCACUGUUGUAGGUGAGAAGUUGGGAAGAAUAUAUAGAGAGGAAUUUCAUGUUUAUCUGUAUAUCAUUACUAAUGAAAAACGAUUCUGAUUUUCGUCAAAAUUUGAUAUCAAAAUUCUUAUGACAAAAAUUCUACAUUACACUUAAUUUGUUUUGUUUUAACGCAAAUUAAGACUUAUUAUGAACCUCGUAUUUAAUUUUCAUACACUUUUGUUUGCUCUAACAAUUUAUUUCACAGAGUACUUAUCGAAAAAAACAUAACGUAAAAAAUUUACAAAAUUUCAAUGUCUGUAAAAAGCUCAAAAAAGGCUAAAACAUUUUGAAAAUUUAACCAUGAAAAGGCAACUCUAAGUUUUCUAUCUAAAUUUCAAGUCUCUAUGAAUAUUUUUAACUGACUCUUACUAAAAAAAAAAAAAAAAAAAAACAAAAAUUUUAAAUCAUAUAUUUCGUUAAGUUUACCUUUUUUUCCCAAUCAUAAUGAAAACUCUUAUGGGAAAUCAAAAAAUCACCUCCCUUAAGUACCACCCAGAUAAAAUUUCCUUUCAGAAAAGGUACUACAAGGUAACUCAGAAAUCAUCAAAAAUUACCAAUUUUUCCACAAACUAUAAAGUUUUCAGUUCGAUCAACAAUCUAAAAUCCAACGAGUCGAAAUCUACUCGAAAGUUUUUCCACACUCUCUUAUUCACUCGUCCAACUCCGGAUAGGGACAUACCGGCAUAAUAUACCGACGUAAUAAUAUCGCGUUCUCUCUCCGUGUCGUCGUCGGACGUGACAAUAUCGUCUCGAUCGGUGAUUUUCUUUACAAUAAUGGCGUUUUCGUUAAAAUAAAAAAAUAAAACCCAUUUGUGUAUACUCGUAUUAUGUAUCGUAUCGGGUCGUAACAAUAACAAUACGACUUCCGACCCCGUUUCCUCCUCGUGUCGCACGGCGGUGAUACGAAGGACAUUGUGAUUCGUCGAGCGGAAUGUUUUGGUACCUAUUGCAAUGCGCUAUAGACUUUGGUAUCGACAAAGCGACUGUCGUGUUUUGUUUAAUAAAAAAAAAAAAAAAAUAAUAAUAAUAAUAAAUAGACCCGACAGACUGCCGCCCGUAUACGCACCACAUACCGUACCUACAUAUGAAUGUAUACGACGAGGAGUGACGUUUUUUUUUUUUUUGCGUUUUCUCUCCGUUUUCCUGAAAACGCCGUUCCCCGCGUAGUCGUCCCGCAUGCGUUCGGAAAACCGAAAUAGAACAAAAAAACGCCAAUCACAAAAACGCUCGGCCCCGUUUUUUCUUCUUUUUUCUCUUUCUCUUUCUGUCAGUCGAACCGCGGUGGCGGCGCCCACAUCCUGGCGCAAUCACUGCGACGACGACGGAAUCCUCGCGGGUGGCUAACCGCGCCCGGUGUACACCGCCGCGCGCACUGCACCGGGCCGCUGCCGGUGUCCGCGAUAAGAUAACGCAAUAAUAAUAAUAAUAAUAAUAAUAAUACUAACAAUAAUAGUGUAAUAGUAACACAGAUAGUAGGUAGUAGGUAACAACCGCGCGUGUCGAUAAAUAAUAAUAAUAAUGCGCGUGUGUGUGUACUCGCGGGCAAGGUAAUCGGAUCGCCCCGCAGCAGCGCGUUGGGUGGACAGCGGACACCACCUGACGACGAUGCGUACCUAUAAACCUAUACGAGCCGUGGCACCGAUUCAAAAACGCCGGUUGUUGUUUUUCUUUUUCCCCGUACGCCGUUCGUUAUUGUUAUGAUUAUUAUUAGUAUAGUAGUAUAGUAAGUACGGUACAUAACGUGUACAAACGCUUGGCACAUAUUUUUCUAGGCGUACACCGGCACCCGUGCAAGGUUAACGUCGUCGGUCGUCGUUGCAAAACCCAACCUUCGUCGUCGAAUAUUACGAAUAUUAUUAUUAUAUUAUUGUUACGUUAACGUUAUUAUUAUUGUGAAUUCCGCUUGCGGUUUUGGUGUGUACGACCACGGCCACGAGGGAUCGGACUUCCGCGGCGGCGCACGCGCCCGUCCAGUUCAAUUACGUCGUUACAAGUCGGUGCUCGCCGUCAGCUACCGCCCGGCAUAAUGUGCCCACGUUCGUGGUAUUUAAUCACAAUCGUGUCUUGAAAUUACCGUUGUUACGGGUAACCCGAGCGAAUUUCCCCUAAUUACUUAACAAUAAUCGGCGCACGGCGAUUUCGCGCGUACCGGCACAGAAAUCGAUUCGCACCAAACGAUAGGGAACCGUCGAUGGCGAAACGGAACGAGAUCGCUGGAAAGCGAUCGGGGGCUUUUUUUUUCCAAGAUUAUUAAGUGGUGGGCGAGCGUUCACAAUAUUGAAAACAACCGAACAGAUGUUUAGAUAUCCACGCUAUAAUUUUGUAAAAAAAAAAUUCCGCGAACAAACCGGGUAACAGAUUGGGCGGACCUAGAAUCUCGAGUAGAAAUCGAGUCGGUUAUCACGGGCUCGUUUCUGCGUUAAUUUAUGUUCGUUUUGCCACUUCCGUCGACCGUAUAAUUAUUAUAGUAUCGAGAUGUACCUAUCUAUAUACCGAGAUAGGUCGGGCAAAAAAACUAUUUUUCAAUGUAAAUUCGAGAUGCUCAACCGGAUUGAAAAUAACAGUUGCGUAAUCGUACUCCACGGAUUCAUAAAUUGUCCCCCCGAGGAUUCAAGGGGAUCGGACACGGAAAUUUUCUUUCUUUGCCUCUAGUGUACUAUUUCUAUAUGAUGUAGCGUACAAAAAAUACGGGCAAUUUUCAAAGAGAUUUUUCGCGUUCAAAUGGACCCGGUAAAAUGCAUUGGACACGCAGUAGAUGUUCACGGGCUGUAGGUCAAAUUAUGUCCAUAGACGUAAACAGAGGAUUAAGAGGACUUGGUCCCUCGAAACUCUCAUGUCUCCCCAAUCAAGUAAAUACUACGUAUACAUAAUCCGUAUUACGGGGUCUUAAAUCCCCCACGCCCCGAAACAUUCGGGCUAUUUGCGCUUAUAUCGCAACAAACGUUUUAUCUUGUUAAAGAUCAAACCGCGUAAACGAAUUAUGUAUUUUAUAACGUAACUGUUUACUCGAAUAUUUCUGUACGCCAUUUCGCUUCCGAAAACAUUGUGUAAGUGAUAAAAUUUUGAAACCACGUUUUGCCCGAAACUGAUAUACGACAUAUACUGUCGUCGUCAGCAGAUGAUUUCUAUCUUGACGGUUAUUGCUGCAGGUACGUUCUAUGGGUUUUACUUUUUACAUUCUGGAAAAUAAACACGCACCUAUUCGCAGCAUCUCCGCGCGUAUUAUUUUAUUAUCGUCGUAGCUGGCGUGCAUAUCUUAUUAUGAGUACGUUAUGCACGAUUCGUCCUCCCAAUCCGUCCUUUUCCAAGGUUUAUUAUUAUUAUUUUUUUUAUUAGCCCGACACGACGAAUACGAUAAUAAUAAUAGUAACAAUAUUAUUAUUAUAAUACUAUUACGUUGUGUAGCUGCUUGUUAGUUUUAGUUUUUUUUUUUUCUUUGGCGAAUUACCGUUUCACGAACGAACGCGCGCGUACAAUAUGGAGUGUAUAUAGUACGUCGGUGAGGGGAAACGCACGUGCUGUCUGUCGUAUUGUCGUUUUGUAUAAUGUAAAAUGCCACCUACCUGUUGUCGGUGGUAACACGAGAAACCAACAAAAAUUUGUGCGCGUCGAACUGAUUGCUGCGAAUAUAACGGCGUGUGUGUCGCCCCGGCAGUUUUUAUAAUAAUGUCCCGACAAAGAAAAUCGAGUGUGUAUAAUACCGAAAUCGUAAAAGUUUUAUCGUUUUUUAUUAUCGCCAGUCCAAUUGCGUUUACGUUUUAUUCUCAUCGUGUUUAUUUUACGGUGCCCGAGUACUCGUACGUAUACGACUUACGUAUAAUAAUGUGUCGUCACACGCACGAUUUGCUUUGAACGGAAUAUCAGUGACGUUGCGCCUUUUUUGUCGGGUUUCACUUUUAAAUUUUGUUUUUCCUCGUCACUACCUACUGCUAUAAUAAACUAUCACUACUACUGUACCUACGCAUAUCGUAAUACCCAUAUUUCUAUAAAUAUAUUUUUAUUUUUUUCACACUCGUUUACGAACGCUUUAUUACUGGUUAUUAGCCUGCGUAUAUAUUACGAUGUGUAUCAUACGCGAAUACCGUUAACGGAGGAGAGAUUUAUCGGAUAAUCGAUACGGUUUUUUUUUUCACCCACUCAAAAUAUCGAGAGAUGGUCUAAAUCAAAAUAUUUAUACUGGGCCUUAUUAUUAUUAUAGGCUAUAGUGAUGUACCUGGCUGUGUUUAGUUAAAUGUUCUGCAUCACACUGCAGCGAUCAACUGCGGUAUCCGGUGUUUAAUAAUGUGUUUACCGUAUAAGUUAAACAUUAUAUCGGCAAAUGCGUUUUUAUUUCAUUGCAUAUUAUCUUCGUAUAUACGCUCGGUAAUUCAUUCUUUAACAUUUUUAAGUAUGACAUCGUCACUUUUUUUCGCCAUUUUGGACUAUCCUUCCCGUCGUGUAAGCGCACGAUAACAGCCAUUACCCUUGGUUUAAUAUUAUAUAAAAAAAAAUUAAAAAUACAGCGACGAUGAGACUGCGACUAAUCCGCAAGGUCUAAUGACGUCAGCAAGAUCUGAUCUCCCACCAUCCCUUUAUCGAUAAAUGUCAGCACAUGGCAGACCCUCUUGCCCCCCCCCACGUAUUGGUGCUUAUAUUACGCGUAAUACACUCGAACGCCCCAUCUCAUAAUCUUUACUCAAAUUAGAAAAUUUAAACAACUUUGUUCAUGAUAGGCACAAAUUUAAUUAAAGUGUUCUAGAAUAUGUGCUUUACUCAACAAAAAAAUAUCUCAAAAGUAUCUCGAAAAUGUUCACUUGGAAUUUUUAUAAAAAAUAUUUCAUUGAAAUAAUAUCUAAUAUUAAUAUCUCCGUCUUUCCAUUUACUAAUUACUUAUCUGACGUACCUGCAGUUAUUAAUUUUUUGAUAAUUAAGAAUUAAGUUGUAUUUCAAUUAUUACAUUUUCGAGUGGUUUUGUACUAAUUUGAUAUACUUAGUUGCGGUUUUUCUGGUUCGUUGUUCAUCGAUUCAAAGUCAAUUUUAAAAUUAUUAAUAUUUUAUUAGUAAAUAAAGUUAUAAUAAUAUACGAUAUUCAGUUGACAGUUUCGAUAGAUAUAGUCAUUAUAUUAUUAUAUUUAUAUGAAAAAAUAAAAAUCAAAAUAAUCGAAUACCAUUUAACUAUUAUAUAAUAUACGUACAGUUAUUUUUAGUAAAUUAUAUUAUAUAUUAUAAUAUUAUCAUCAUUAUUUUUAAUUGUUUUUGAUUAUUACUGUUUGUAAUAUAAAACGACACGUUUAGGCACUUAAAUACAUUAUUAACUACAUAUUAUAUUUUAUUUUGACAGAAUUUCGUGGAAUUUAAAUUGUUAUCAAUAACAUAUUGUAUCCAACCUUUGAUAUUUCGUCUCGUUCGGUAAAUAUUUACCUUUAUCGCCGCCGCCGUUUGAACAAUAAAUCAUCAGAGACCAAUGUAAAUUGAAUAAAUUAAUGAAAAAUAAUAAAAAAAAAAAAUUAAUAAAUAAAAUAUAAAUUAGCCUUUCUAAAUUAAAUUAAAGAUUAUUGGCUCGAAAUUUAAAUGCGGAAUGACAACCAUCUAUGUACGAAUUAUUUUUAAAACUCUUAGGCCUCGUUAAGACAUUUUUUAACUCGCAUAAUUUGGCAAGUAUAUUCAUUUCGUUUAUGAUGAGUAUCGAGUGUAUAAAUACAUUUAUUGCGACAAUACGUCGCCGCCGUACUCGUUAAUUUCAAUGAAUGUUUUAUUUUGAAUGAAUCUAUAGUGACUGCAUUAAUUACUAUAGUUACUUGAUAUUAUUAUUGUUUUUUUUUUUGUUUUUUUCUAUUGAAAUCUGGUUGUUUCGUUUUUUGAUCGUGUCGUACGAAUAUUAAUCGACAACCGAAACAGAAUUUAUUUGUUUUACGACAAACCUAUUUUUGCCUGUCAUUGUGUAUCAUAAUAAUAUAAUACCUAAUAAUACCUACUCGUGAUGUGUAAUCGUUUAAUCCGUUUAUAUUCACGUGAAAGACUGAAUGUUUUUUUUUUCUUAAACUUUAUAUUACCAAAUGAAACCGAAGAGAAAAAAUAACACCGUGUAAGUCGAAAUAAAUAUUACCCAAUUCGGGUACUUUCAUUGUUUUUGGAAUUGAGGGUUAGAUUUCAAUGAGAAAAUUCAUUUUUUCUUGAAGAGCGGGGUAGAUCUUAGCCAAUGCUUUCUAAGUACGUAUUUCGAUUCAUGAAACAGAUACUUCAAAAUUGACAUUUUUAUUUAUCAUUCUAUUCUCCACUGUUUUUCCAUACUUUUUUUUUUUAAAAAAAAAAUGUUCAGUCAUUGCAUUAGUUUUAAAUGUCUAUAUUAAAUAAUUUGAAUUAAGAUGAUUCAAAAUAUUAUCUCAAGAAAUUUUGCUUUAAUUAGUUUUAGACCGCGGACAUACUUCAGAGAGAUGAGCUUCAAAGUAGUUGCCGUGGCUUCUGGAAUUUUAAUUUUAAACUUCAACCUUUGUUCUCAUUUUUGUUUUCUUACUUAUUUAAUGCUAUAAAAACUAUAACUUUUUAAAGCAUGUUCAUACAUUGUUACGUUUAUUUAUUUUGCUACGAGUAUGAAAAAUGGUAUUAAAUAUAGAGAAAUGAAAUUAACAAACAUUUUUUAAUAUAUAUUAUUUUUUUACUACGGUACACUGGACAAAACUAUCCCGGAAAAGUUGCUAAUAUUUAACCAUUUUGAUUUUUACCACUCAGUGAAUAGCGGCAAACCCUUAUCACAAUUAUAUAUAAAAUAACACGUACUGACUGACUAAUUCAUCAUCGCCUAGCCCAAACUACUGGACGGAACGGGCUGAAAUUUUGCAUACAGAUAGCUAUUAUGGCGUAAGCAUCCGCUAAGAAACGACUUUUGAAAAUUCUACCCAUAAGAGGGUAAAAUAUGGGUUUUUAGGUAUUUUAGGUAAAAUAUGAGUUUAUAAGUCUAAUUUGUUCAUUUAUUUAUUUUUGCUAAUCCACGGAUUACCUGGGUAACAUGGAUAACAAUUUAGUUGUUAUGGACAAGAAAACUAUUAUUUACACUAUUAUCUAACGAUAGCAAAGCAUUGCCGGGUCAGCUAUAGUAUUAUAAUAAAACACUUGUGUUUUGUUUCAUUUCAAGUAAAAAUAAUAAUAAUUUGUGUAAAAAUAGAUAAAGGAUAAAUUUAUUGUUUAAUAGGUAACGGGUAAUAAUUACUCGUUAUUUUAUUUUCAUAUCCCAGAGUAAUAAAUAGCCAUUGUGCUGGUGUUAUUGGUAACGAAGCUGUAUUUGUCUUCUUGAUCCGUUUACAUAUUUUUAAUAGAAUCAAAUCAUAUGCACUUGUACACUUAUAAAAUUCGUGUAUAUUUUGCCGGAUGCUCUUUAAGAUGUGCAAAUAGGCGGUGUAAUUCUGUGUUGAUAGGGCGAUCACUAUAACUUCUUUCAUUUCUAUUUUUCAAGAAUUGUAAAUAGAAAUUAGUAUUUAAAAGAAAAUAUUUAUCGUACGAUGGUUGGAAUACGCGUGCCAAUAUAUUAUAUUAUACCAUUGAUAUUUUGAAUUUGCUAUAUUUAUAGGCAUAAUCGUAGCGCCUGUGGACAUAAUCAUCCCCUUCAUAGGAUGACUAGUUACUAGUUUAAGGAACUGAAACAGUUCUAACUUAGAUACUACCUUAAGUUAAUUCUAAUUCAUAGCAAUCAUCAAUAUCUGUAUUGCUAUAGUUUACUGUACUUAUGUAUAUAUAUAUGUCUAUAUGUCUAUCGGGCGUUAAUUACUUAAAAUAAAUAAAUACGAUAAAUUUCUACUAUAACUUUUAGCUGUUAUUGUCAGGGUUUGGGACUAGAUCGUAUUUGCUUAUUUUUUUGACAUUAAAUUGAACAGAGUGCUAAGAGAAUUCAUGUCUAUCACGGGUUGAAAUGUAUACAAUCAAAAAAUGACGAAAGAGCUUUUUUAUAUAGCAUUUCGGAUCAUUGCAGUUGGUACAAUAGAAAAGUCGUUUUUUUUAUUUUCCACAGUAGUUUUCAUAAUAAUUAGGGGAAAAAACAUAGGAAAACAGGAAAGUUUACGGCAAAAGCGGUUUCAUUAUUUUCGAUUUUGUUUGCUUUGUUUGUAAUUUGUUUAGAAAUAAUCGUAAAGACCUGACAUUUUCACAAAAUACUAAUAAUGAUAUUUUCUAACGGUGGUAAAAUGUUCAAAGCGUCCUGAUUUUUUUUAGUUGCGUUUAUGAGGCGUUUGACAUUUUCGAGUUUUUUUUCUAUUUUGUUUUAUGUGGAUGUAAUAAUUGUUUUGGUCGAGUUAAAAAUUGUUUGAAAAUUAUACUCGACGAUCAUCAUUAUCAGUUGUAUUCGAUAGUUAAAAUAAAAUAAAAAACCAAUAUUAUGAAGUCAACAGUAUAAUAUUAUGGUUAUUUUAUUAUACCACUGAACGGGUGGAUAGCUGACGGGGAAGGGAGAAUGGAAACUAUAAAAUGCAACAGCGAAUCGGCCGGCUGCUGUGCGACGGUGUAAUAAUGUAGAAACGCAAAACUACUUAACGGAUAAUUGUCUCGUUUGAAGCGGAGGCCAUAGAGAAGAACAAUAAAUUCGGUCUAAAUUUAGUGCGACCGUAAUAAAUCCCCGAGUGUAGGACGUGAGCCCGUUUUCCGGCGUUUAUAAUCUCGCAAUAAUAUAAAACACACACGAUCCGUACAUUUAUUUUUUUCUAUUUUUUAUUUAUCGCGUUUGUUCGAAUUAAUCGGCCCGACGACGGUGACAUCGUGCUCGCCCCGACAAUAGUAAUAAACAUCAAUUUAACUCAAUUUCUAAUACACACAGUCACAAUAGUACCAUAAAUAUUAUACAGAACUCGUCCUCCGUGCGCGUACGUUUUUUUUUCGUUCCCCCCGUAUAGGAUGUAGCCACUUGUCUCGUCAGCGUAUUAAUAAUAAUACGAAAAAAAAAUAAAUAAAAUUCGUAUAAGCCCGUAGUUCUAUUAAUUUAUUUAUUAUUUUUUUUUCACACGUAUAUAUACAUAUGCGUAUUUUUUUAAUAUCAUUGAAGAGUGUCGUCACGCGGCGGCGGCAUAUACAACAAUGGUCAUGACUCCCUACCUCCUCCCUAUACACUUCCUCCUCCCGCAUAGACGUGUCCUCCAAAUUGGCCUCCGGUGCACGCGCACAAUGCACAUCCUCAUUAGGCCGGAGUGGGUUCCCGUGAAUAACCUCCUCGUUGUUGCGCGAUGGUUUUUUUUCCCUCCGUUGCAAGUUGAUGCGUUGUUGUUGUUACACACUACUAUUAUUAUAGGAACGAGUAUAUAGCAGAGUGGAUAUUUUAUAGGACAGACCUGACGAUUCCUUCGGGUCGGUACAUGAAUAUUUUACGUACGAGCUAAAACACGACGUACUCUAUUGUGCUUACUGUUAUUUGCUGCUGAAAAACUAUGAGUAUACUUGUACGUAUAUAAUAUAUUUUUAUUUAUACGAAAACCCUCCCCGUCCCCACGCCGCCGCGUUCCGGUAAAAACGUUGGGGAAACAAUUGAGGUUUUUUUUUAUUUUUUCAAAUCGGCAUUGUUGCGCAAAAUAUAAUAAUAUAUGUAAAUACCGACGCGCGUCUUCACGAAGAAGAACCUCUAUCGUCGGGUCGCGUUCGGUCACGAAUCUUUUACCGCUUUCACGUACGACUGUGUAAUACGUUUAUAAUAUACGAGACCCGUAUACAAAACGGCGAAUACCUGACCCGUUCGCGUUAAAAAAAAAAAAUAUUCGACAUUAUGUAACUGUUCGGAGAAACUUUGACGUCCAUACUGUAUACGAACUAAUACACAAUACGACUACCGGUCUAGUCAGUCCUGUGCGAUGCCUGCUGCUGCUGAUGAUGAUGAUGAUGCUGCGUCGUCGCGCGCGGUUCGCGUUUUGUUUUCCCUCGUCCGAGGUUCCAACGCGUUUUCAUCGAAAAAUAAUAAAAAAAAAAAAAAUACGCCCGCCAUUAGUAUGCCGGAAUCGUCGUGUUGUAUGUUACUGCGUGCGUCGGAACUGGUCGACGGACAUAAAAAUAUAAUAACAUCCUUUUCUCGCUCGUCUGUACGGUCUGCGAUACCGUGUACUGGUCGGUCCGUUAAUUUAUUCCUAGACGCGCGCGCGUUCCCUGUCGUUGAGAGCUGCGCGGCUCUUUUCGCGCGCGCACUCGAAUAAAAAAUUUAAUACAAAACAAAAUUAUUGUCAUUAUCGGCCACACGGCGACACGAGCAACUCGGAUGUCGGAGGGGAAAAAAACUAUACGUUUGGAUCCACGAUACUAUACGAUAUGAUGAAAUACGCAUAGCCGACAAUAAUUGUGUGUUUUGAUUAUUUAUCGUUGAGCCCGUUUAUUUUAUAACAUUACACCUACCAUUUAUCGGUAUACCCAAUACCUGAUGUGUAUGGUGUUUGAAAUGCCGAGCGUGUGUGAGAACCGAGAAGACGUCGGAAAAAGUCGGAUGAGCGAUAUUAAAAGGAUUCGUUCCGAGGAAAAAGAUAAUAUAAAUAAAUAACAAUAAUAUUAUCGAGUGAUUGGCGAUAAGACGACGCCAUCCCGAUAAACGUUACGAGACGCGUCCUGUACGUUGCUACGUAUUAGAUAGCCCGCGGAGGAUCCAACGGACAAAGCGCAUUUUUGUUUUCACCCGCUCUACACGAGCGUUUCUCAAACUGUGGGCCGCAACCCACUGGUGAGUUGCGAGUCAAUUUUCGGUGGGUCGCGAAAAUUGUUUUGAAUUAUAUAGAUUCCGAGAUAUGUAUGUUUUUGGAUUCUAAGCGGAGCAUUGGAGGAAUGCAUUGGUUUUAUAAUGUUUUUUUUUUUUUCAUUUAUAAAAAAUAACUAUUCUACCAACAAUUUUGCUCCUAUUUUCAAGUUUAGCACUUUUUCUGAAUGCAAAUCUGACUGGGGUGGUACUUUUUGAAAAGUGAAACCACGUGGGUCGCGAUAGAUUUUCGGGAGAAAAUUCGGGUCGCAAUCCUAAUAAGAUUGAGAACCACUGCCCUAUACUCUUUAGGAUCGUUCCAAAGUACACGCGGAGGUCACUUUGAAAGUGAUAUUUUUCGCCGUUCUGUCGACUUUUUUUUUUUCUGUUUUUCUUCUUUCUAUAGUUUAGUCCGGCUCGUAAUUAACACGGUUGUUGCCACAUCACGCGGUCACCGCGGCGACACGGUCGAUGCCGCCUGGAGGCUCUCUGCACGUAGGUACGCAUCACGGCGACGACCCGAAACUAAACACGACGGAUAUAUUAUACCUACCAACGCGGUCGCUCGUACGUUUAGAGAGAAAAAAAAAAAUAAUAAUGUUCGUUGUACCUACUGCUGCGAACGUCCGUAUCAGAUAUUUCGUAUACCUAUAUAUCAUAUUAUAAUAUACGACGUGAUGCGCGAACAAUGAUGUCAUAAUAAUAAUAAUAAUACGUUAUACGCUUCGAGAGUCCGCGCAUAUAGUAACCCGAUGUAUAUGGGAGGUGUACGUAUUUCUAUUUUCGGUACACCGACGACGAAGAUGAGCUGUUAUGAGCUUGAAAAUCGAAUAUAGAGCGGCCGCGUUUCGGUGUCGGUCAUAAUAUUAUGAAUACUAUAUACCGCGCCAUAUUAUAAUAUACUUAUUACGGUAAAACGUCCGACUUCGAACUAUGUUUAAACGGUUAUAAUAAUAAUUAGGUGUAUAUCAAUUAAAAAUGUAUUAAAACAAAAGUAGGUAUAGGCACCCGUUGCGUUACGCGCAAUUUAUUUCGUUUUAAUAAUUGCAGUAUCCGCGUGUAUCCUGAAGGUGACCCCGCGACAGCGUGUUCAACGAUAGAGCGCGGCUAGCGUUCGUCCGACGUCGACGCGCGGAACGACAUCUAAAAUAAUAAUAUAAAUUGACCACUCUAGUCGAGGCGUGGAAGUCUCAUUUUCUUUUCCGUGGCCGCGAAUUUCUUUUCGCGUUUUCUAAAAUCUCUAAACCGUGUAACGACCCUGCCACAUCUAUAGAUUUGGCCGGUAUCUACCCGCUCGAUUUUCCGAUAACAAACUAUCGCGUAGUUAGACGUCGCGUCCUGUUGACGGAGCCCCGGUGCUAACCGCGAGCUAUCCGAAGAGGACCUUUGAGGUUUCUCACACUCCUCCGGAAAAUAAAUUAAAAACAGACUUUCCAUAAUAAUAUAGUAGUAUUUUAUUGUUUAAAAUAGUAAAACUGAAAUAUCUAUAGUAUAAAUUUGUGAUGAUGGUUCUUAUUCAAUAAACACGAGUAAUAGGUUAAGUUCAUGUCUGUAUAUCAUAUCGGUAUGAAUUUUUGACUUAUUAAUAGAAAGCUUUUAAAAAGUACGUUUAAUCUAUGGUCAACAGAUACAUAACAUCUUAUUGAUCUUUAAAAGAUAAAUCAAAUUCAAUCAUUAUAUUACAUUUAAUAAAAAUAAAUAAAUAUAUAACACUGUUAUGGUUGAGAAGAGAGGAUUUAGUAAUUCAGUUAAUAUAUUGUAUGCGAUGAUAAAUCAUUACGGACCAAACAACGAUUCUGAGCGGAGUAGUAUGAUUCGUGUUUUUCUCCUUGUUGCGAAGACAACCCAGAAAUCAGAAGAAAACAAACUAAGAUGUUAACUCUUGAUAGUUUCGAUAAAUAUUUCAAUUCAAUUUGUAUUGUUUCAUUGUGUAGCGGUAAUCGGACGGCUAUGACUCCAAAUAAUGUAAUUACACGUAAAUUCCUAUGAAUUCAUCUGUUAUAGAACAUUUUAUGCCUAGGACAGGUAUAUAUUAGGUUUUUAAAACGAGACGUUUCGAUCUCUCCAUUCUGUAUUAUUAUAAUAUUCGUAUAAAAAUGAACGUUUAGGUAGGUACCUAUAUUAAUGAGUUUUGAAUGUUACAUUGGUGAUUAAACGUACCCACUGAGUCGGAAUUAUCGCGUUUUGUAAUAUAACAUGAUGUAUGGAUGUAAAAUAUUGGCGAUUUUUCUACGGGGUCCGAACCGUAAUAAAUUUACUCUAGUCGGGGCUUCGAAAAAGUCGAAUUUAUCUAGAACUUUGAUCUCUUGUAGGUAGCCGUGACCUAGCACCAAAAUAAACAUUCGUUUAAAUUCAAUGAAAAUGUUUAAACGGUUUUAUUAAAUUACAUAUAGAAUAAACUGUUGUGAUUAGUUGUACCUCCCUACUGUUUAUUAUAAUUUAUUCCUAUAAUAACUAUUAUAACUAUGCGAAUGUAUUUUAAUUGAAUUAAUUUUUAAAAAUAAAAAAUACACGAAAUUCGUCGAUUUUUUGAACUAAUAUAUUAUUUGUGUUUGCAGCAAAUGGUUCAAGGGGGAAUUGAUCCAUAUGCAUCACUCGCGGCAGCGUCUGGUGCAUUCCCAAUGCAACAACCCGGUCAGAUGGCCAUGACGCUCAAAAUGGCCAAUCCCCAACCGACUCUUAUGCCGGCACCGGUAGCUGCACCUCAAACUGCAGCUCCUCUCCCACCGGUAACUAUUGAGAGUGAUCUGCCGCCACCGUCCUCUGUAUAUUCAUCACCAACGGGACUCAACAUAUCCAUGGUGUCACAACAACAACAACAACAGCAGCAGCAGCAGCAUCAGCAACAACAACAGCAACAACAACAGCAACAGCAGCAGCAGCAGCAGCAGCAACAACAACAACAGCAACAGCAACAGUCAGUUGGAUUACUUAAGUCUGAUCAACAACCAAAUAUAAUCACAACAACACAAUCGGUAAGUAUUGAAGUUUAGUAUAAUAUUUUAGUAAAUUCGACAAAUUGCUAACAUUUUCCGCUCACAUUGUAGUAGUCUUGGUAAUAUUUGUUUGUAUAAUCCAAAAAAAAAAAAAAAAAGGUUUUUUCCUUUGCCAUAUUUUUUUUUUUUUUUUUUUUUUUUUUGUGAUGUAUAGUUGGAAUGUACUAAUGCCACGAAUGCGUUGACUACACCGGUGUCAGUAUCUGUAGCCUCACCAACGAACGUUACCAAUGUUGGCGCUGGGUCCCCUUGUUCAUCUAGCGAAGACAAAAAUAUCCAGUCAAAGAGACUUCAUGUAUCAAAUAUACCCUUUAGAUUUAGAGAGCCUGACUUGCGUGCCAUGUUUGGGGUAAUUAAUUAAUAUUUUGUUUGAUAAAUGAAAAUAUAAAAAUAAUAUUGUAUUAUUACUAGGUACUUGUAGAUUCCCAAAAUAUGUUAAUCAAUUUCAUCUGGUAUUAUGUUUGAGCAGGUUUAAAUUGAAAAAUAACAUUACAACCCCAUAUUCUUCAAUAUUUAUGAAUUUAUUAUUUAGAGUAUUAUUUAGAACUCAAUUAGGUGUCUAUAUAAUAAAAUAUACUUGAGUUGGUGUUGUCAAUAUUAUUAUGUCGUUUUUAUGCAUAUAGAUUGAGUAAAAAACUAUUAUAGAUACAUUAUUAUAAUAUCAUAGCUUCCUGCACAAACCUAACCAUCAGAAUUCAUUAUAAAAACAUCUAUCAUGUAUUAGCUUUUAAAAUAAGAUUAUGUUGAAUAUAAUAGUGCUUCUAGGUUGCAACUUAAAUGCAAUUUUUGCAUAAUAACAUUUUAAAUUAAUUAUUGCAAUUCAAAUGUUACCAUAUUAAAUUAAUAUGAUUUAUUUUGCCUUAAUAUAAAAUUAUGUAUUUUUCAGCAAUUUGGACCAAUUCUAGAUGUUGAAAUUAUUUUUAAUGAGCGUGGAUCAAAGGUAAUUAUGGUUAAUUGUAGUCAAUAAAAUAUUUAUAAUUAUAAAAUGUAUACCUUAAUUAAAUAAAACAAACCAUUCACGCUUUGUUGGCAGCUAAGUAACUUUAAAUAAUACAUUGACCUAAUAAAUAAUAAAAUUAUAGAAGUAAAUAAGAAAUAAUUCGCAUAAUCAUUAAAAACAAAAUAUGAAUACAACAGUAAUAUUAAAACUACAAGUUUAUUUUUAUUAGGCUUAUUAUUAUAUUCAUAUUAUUGUUGAGGUAUUUUACAUUUAUUUACAUCAAUUUUAAAUAAUAAAUAAUUAAUGUAUUAAGAUACAAGAUUAAUUUGAGCUUUUAAUACUUAAAUAUGAAUUAUGUUUUUAAAUAUGCGGUUAUUAUAUUAUUCAAAUUUCAAACAAAAUUUUUGAUUAUUAGGUAUAAAUAUUAUUCCAACUUUUGAAGAAUAUAUUAUUUAAAACAAUUAAUUUUGGAAUUAUUUAAAUUUAAUUCAACAUUGAUAUUUCAAUAAUAAAUCCUUUUCUUUGUAUUUUUUUUUUCCAUAUCCAAUCGGACAAUUUUUGGGAGCAUUCACACAAAGCUAUAAGUAGCGCAAUAUUUUAUUUUUACUUAACACUAGUUUAUCAUUGACACGUAAUUAAUAGCACAAUAACGCUAAUAAAAAUUGUAUACCGCUUAAAAGUUCCACUUUCUUGUGAAAUGCUAUACAUAAUGAAUGCUGGACUAACUUAGCAUUUACUGUACUAUUUAUUUUUUUAAUUGUUGUAUAGUGUUAACUGUGAACGUCAAUGUUCGCUUUCCCCAAACAAAUUUAACUAAAUCAUUUUCACGUUUCUUCUAAAAAAAAAAAUAAUAAACAUUUUAAACAUACAUAAAAUUCAAGUUACUUUUUGGUAAUAACAUAUGAAAAAAAAUGUAUUUUCUGUUGAGUUUGUUUAUUUGCAUGUGUUUUGUUGUGUGUGUUGCAUGCAGGGAUUCGGUUUUGUAACGUUUGGGAAUAGCGCUGACGCUGAUGAGGCUCGCGAACAUCUUCACGGAACAGUUGUUGAAGGCAGAAAAAUAGAGGUUUGCAUGCAAAUAUUUAUGCUAUUUAUAUAUACUUAUAUGUAUUAUAUAUAUUCUUAUAUUUUUACUUAUGAUUUAUAUGUUUACACUUAUUAUAUAGUAAGACUAAUCACAAAGUAGAAUCUUAAUUUUUUAUGAACAAUAAUUGUAAAAAUUCUUAAUCAUUAUUAUUAUUACUAUUAUUAUUACCUAUUAUUAUUAUUAUUAUUAUUAUUAUUACCUAUUAUUAUUAUUAUUAUUAUUAUUAUUAUUAUUAUUUGUUUAGCACUUGAUGUUUUCAAUAUUUUCCUGGAUCAUCAAUAAUUUAUUUAAAAAUUAAGUGUUUUUAUUUAUUUUUUGAAGUUUUUAUAUUUUUGGUUUUAUUUUUUUAUUUUUAAAUUGUUAUACUUUAAUUCUUAUACUCUUUAAGUUAAUAUUGAUGGUGCGUGAAUUAUGGACAUCAGGGGUUAUAAAUGUUGUUUUUUUAAUGUAAAUGUUUAUUUAGUUUUCAUUCAUCUUGGCUAAACAAAAAUGCUUGACUACGCCAUUAUUUUCAAUAAACAUAAAUAGUGUUACACUGAAUAUUAAUUUUUCUACUUUAAAUUACUACAAAAUAUAAGAAAUUCCAUUCUUUUAUUCUAAUUAUUAAUCAUAUUUUAAUUUAGCUAAUAAAUUGAAAUAUUUAAAAUCCGAUGUUUUGAGUUAAACAAUGUUUAACUGAAUAUAUUUAAAAAAAAAUAUCAUUAAAACCAAUACGACUUGUAUCAUUCUACUAAUUAGGAUUAUUGCUUUAAACUUUGCCUAUUACAUAUAUUUGUAUUUUGUUUAACAAUCAGCUAAUAAUUUUACAUGAAUUACUGAUGCUAAAAUUAUGUAACAACUAAUUUAUUGAUAAAACUCAAUGUAGCAAUGUCUGUCGCGUGUCUUCUUCUUUCUUAAGUAUUUUAAAAUUAAAAAUGGUGAUUUUUUAAACAGCUAUUGUUGGUUAUAGUAUGUUAGAUAGAAAGGAUUUAUGCUAAAGUGAUUAGUUAAUUUAUAUCAUCACAUUAAAGACUUGAUACUGUAUUAUUAUUUUGUUUUAACUCAAUGUGAAUACUGAUUACUGACAAAUUAUUAUUUUAAUUUAAAUUCGUCAGGAUAGAAAUUUUUCUAGCAAAAUUAUGUCUAAAAAGUCUUAAUUAGUUUAGAACUGUUAAUUUUUGGUUUACUGAGAUUUUCAUUGAAGUGCCAAUGCUAUCAUUGCUACCAUUAAAAUAUUUUUUAUCCUGAGAAAUGUGUAGUAAUAUUUAUGAAAAUGUGCAUGCGAUGAAAAGAAAACAUUGUGUUGGGACUGAGAUGUUGUGUGCAAAUGAAUAUUUGUUAUUUGUUUGAUAUCCCUAUCAAAUCAUAAUAUUUUGAACCUUCAAACUUCUAAAUUAUUUUCUUGGAAAAGGUUACUCACGGUGUAUUUUGUUGGCACUCUGUUUGUGAAUGUUCGAUUCUGAAGUAUUGGAUCCUAGUUAUUUGUUAUUACCACCAGCAUUAUUCAGUCAUGUUUUUUUAGGUUUUUUUACUUUUUUAGUGUAGUACAUUUGAGAGGAAAAUAUUUUAUUAUUAUCAUUCUUUAAUUUUGUAACGAUAAUAUUGUAAAUCCUUCCAUGUAUCAAGAUGCUCGAAUGUAAUUGAAUGAUUUGCAUGAUGCUUCAGUCACGACUAUGGGCCUGGCUGUAAAAUAAACUUUAUCUUUUGUCUAAUUCCUCUAUCAAUGUCAAUGUAUCUAUUUCCUUAAUAAACACUUAGUUUCUCCUAUUUAUGAUAAAAUGUUGAAAACAAUAUACUUAAAUAAAAAUAAUAAAACCGUCCCCAUAAUAUUUUUUUUUUUUAUAUACUUUCACAUUCUACAACAUAUUCUGAUUAUUACAUGUUUCCGAAGGCUAGUAUUGAUUGUAGGUUACAAACGUGAUUUAGAGGUCUCAUGUCAAGCAUUUCUUUUCUGUGUUUUCAAGUGUCAGAUUAUUUGACAUUUCUUUGCUGAUUUGGUGAAUUUAUCCAAAUGCUACUCUCCUGGGACGAAUAUACCAAUUUUAUAAUGUCGUUUUUGACAAGUAAGUAUGUUAGACUAGUCAAGUUUUUACUACAUAAGACAAAAUUAUGUAUUGAUAUGAACUAUGAAAUAGUGUGGUGUCCGAAAAUAAAUUUGUUAAUAAUGAAAUUGAAAUCCUUUAUUUAACUUCUUGAACUUCUUUGAUUAAUGUACACAUAUUUUAUAAUUUGUAUUCUAUUUCAAUUUCAUUGUCGCAUUAUAUGUAUGAAUUAUGUAAUAGAUUAAGUCAAGUUUCUCUUAAUGUUAUUAAUUUUAAGUUAAAUAUUAAUCUAGGUUUAUUAAAAUGUAAAUAAAAAGUUAAAACAUAAGUUUUUUUUUUGUUAUUAUUUUAUUUUAGGUGAAUAAUGCAACAGCUAGAGUACAAACUAAAAAAGUGGCUGCCCCAUUACAAAUACCAAAUGGUUAGUAUUUAUUUUUUUUUACUUUUAUACAUAUAAAUAAUUUACUUAAAUUUAUAAAAAAAAUAGGUUUAGUUUAUACAUAUUUAUAAAUAAAUAUAAAAUCAUAAUAUUAAUUUAAAAAAAUAUAUUUAUGUACAUAAGUACUCACUAAAAUGGCUUCUUCACUAUUGUAUGCUUUUUAAAAUAUUCAUUUGGCAAUAAAUUAUUAUAUUUGAUUCUUAUUUUCAAUGCUAAUAGUGAUAUAAUAUAUAGGUAUUGUGUUUAACAUUCAAGUUAAAUUCAUUAAAAAUAUAUAAAAUAUUAAACAGUCGCAAAUUGAGGAUUCAAAAUACGUUUAAUGGCUUAGAUAAUUUGUAGGUGUUUUUCUUUUAAGUAUUCUGUACUAUAUGUUUAGUUUUUCUCAAUACGGUAGAUAAUAGUUGUUCUUGGGAUUAUAAUUUAUAACUUCCAAGGUCAAAAAUUAUAGAGUUUUCCAAUAUGGUAUUUUUAAAUUUUGUUAUGUGUUUUGGUUGAUUUCAAUAGUAUUACUCUCUAGAAACGGAGUAUUGCCGAACCUUGGUGAGAAACUGUUUGUAAAAUUUAGUGCAUGUUUCUGAAUCUUAGAACAUUUUACAAUAUUUUUUGUGCUUAAAUUUAUAUUUUUAAAAGUGCACCAAUCACUUAUUGUAUAUUUUUUUCCAUGCACAUUAUGGCAAUUUUUUUUUAUUUUUUAACACAUCUCAUGUUUAUUUUGUUUAAAUAUACUCAUAAUACUCGUAUAUUAUUUAGAUUACAUUUAUUUUGUGUUACUUAAUUUUUAGUUAUUAGUUAAAUACAUAAAAUAUAAUAUAUAUAUACAUAUAUUCCAGUGCUUCCCAAUUUUUUUUAACACUGCUCUUUUUGAACUAAGGUUUUCUCAGGGCGCCCUUGCAAAUAAUUUCAAUCAAAAUAAUAUUUUGGGCAAAUUAGCAACAAAUAGUAUUAGUCUUGUUUUUCUAAUUGUAUGGUCAAUAUAACUCAGAAGUCAACAAAAAUAAUACCAAUAUAUUGACUAUUUUAGUCAGUUCUUUUUAAUUUUUAUUGAAAAACUGUUGGUAAUAAAGACAUUUUUUUUAAGAUUGAGUACUACUAUUCAAAAAAUUCUAAUCUUUUAAAGUACAGUAUGAACAAUUUGGAGCUUUUUUAUGAACUGAAAGUACUUUCCGAACGAAAAAGACAGAACCUAAGCCCUCGUAAUCAUAAUCAGCAUCAUCGUUUUCGCUGUAAUUUGAGUUUCAAAUUAAUUUUUAGACCAGAUAGUAUUCUACAUGGUUACCUAGUACCCCUAUAUAGACACUCCUCAGGGUUCCACGUCGCACAUUUUUAAAACCGCUAGCAUAUUUAAUAGAUUGUUGGAAUAUAAAUUGAUUUUAAAUGGAUAUUUGGGAAAUUUUUAAACACUUGCUUAUUUGUUAUUUGUAUUUUUAAUAUUAUGCUUUAAGUAGUAAUUGCACAAUUUGUAUGUAUAAUAUUGUAUGUAUGGUAAAUUACUUAUGUAUUGGCUAACCUUUGGAUUGUUCUUAUUGUGGUUUGCAGUUUGUGUUCAGUGGCCUGAGGGUAAGUAAACUAUCAGUGCAAUGUAAAAAUUAAAACUCUAAUGCAUGUUUUAACUAACAUUUAGAUUAAUAUUUUCUCUUUUUAACAAAAUAUUGAUAAUACUAUUCGUGUAGAAUCUUUUUUAAAUCUAAACGUCGAUUUUUAGAUACUUAUCACUUAACAGCAUGAUAUUAUAAAAUCCGUACGACGCAAAAUAAUAAUUAUUAAUAAACCUAGCCUAAUGGGAAAACUAUACAUUCUUCUUGUAAUACGUAAAAAAAUCCGCCUAUCUACACCGUAUAAAAUAAUACAAUAAUUUCGUAAAGGUACUAAACGUCCGUAUGAAGGGGUUUUUUUCUCCCGACAAAUUAAUUUGAAUAUUGCCCAUACCUGUGUUGUUACAUCGAUCGCAAUAUCAUCACACGAUAAACACGCGUGUUUAACAUAAUAAUAUUAUUAAGUAUACCGACAUUAUUAUACAAACGUAUUGUAUUUGUAUUUUUCCCCCUUCAUUUAGCUAAGUAGUCUGUUUCUUUUAGCAUGUUAAUAAAUAAUGAAAGCAAAAAAAAAAACAACCAAAAUCAUUGUUCUCGUCGUUGUCUCUAACAAUCGUGGUCUAUUUUAUUAGCCGCCGCCGCAGCGUUGAGAGGAGCAGCCAUCCAACGGGGUCGAGCCGUAGCCGCGGCCAACGCUGUCAGAAAUGCUGCCGCAAUGGCCGCCGUAGCCGCAGCGUCUAACGGCGGGUUCCCUUCGGCGGGCGCUCCAGGAUUCAAUGCCGCCAGAUUACCGCCGACCAGUAUUGCCGUUACGCCCAAUCCGUUACAAGCCAUCAGCGCCGCUCCCGGUACCUACGCCCCGUAAGUGCAAUAAGUUAUCACAAUACUAGACGUUUUUAAUUUUACCGCGGAUUAUUUUUAUUUUCGGGAUUGGUACCAAAUAUCCUAACCGGUCGUGAUCGUCAAUUUUAGACAGUUUUCAAUUGGAUAUUAUAUUAUUUGAUAUUUUAUCUCUGAAAUUAAAAUUCCCCGGGAAAAAAAUCACCCCCUACACUACUGACAAAAAAAAAAAAAAAAAUGGUAUUGUUGAAGAAAAUUUGAUUCGGCAGUCGAUGAAAAACCGCGACGGGUUCAGAUAAAGUAAAGAGGAAAACGGAUAAACCUAAAAUAUACCUGUUGGCCCAAACCUGGCACAGUUCCCACUGCUUCUGAGGAACUCGGUGUCCUAAUUGUAAAACUAAAACCUUGUCGAUAAAAAUCACGACGGGAUUAUCUAAAAGCAGGAAAAAAACUAACCUACCCCGUCCAAAUAUUGACAAUAUAAUCAACUUCAACCAAAAAAAAAGUAAGCGUUUUUUUUUCUUGAAAACGUUUUUCUUGACCAAUGUUUUUUAUUUGUUUAUUUUUGAACAUUGAUAUAGUAUUCACACGAAAAAUUCACUGGUGUUUAUUUAGCGAAUUUUAAUUUUACCGAGUUGCUAUCGAUUUUAUAACAAAUAGUUAUGUACCAUUACUAUAUAAUAUUUCUACCGCGUAGAUUAAUCUGCGGUUCGUGGCUAAACCGUUUGACGCUUUAUUUUCAAUCUCAUUAGCCAAUGUACGAAUAUAAUAAUUUUAAAAUGAUUAUUAUCGAUGAAUUUCAAUACUAAAAUAAUAUUAUCUUCUUUAUAUAUUACGUUUAGCGUGUUAACCUUAGUUCACUUUGAAUACCAAUGCCAUUAGUUUAAUGUAUACGUUCAGGUAAUUUCGAUAAAAUAAACAAAACUAUCUACGUCCAGUCUUGAGUUUAAUAUACCAUCGUUGAUUUUUAUAUAUUUUUUCAAACUUUUAAUGUGUCAUCCAUGUAACCUAAUACAAAUUUCAAUAAAAUUCCUGACUCGUUUCAAUUUCACCACGAUAAAAUUUGUUGUCAAAAACUUUCGAAAAUUCGAGGUAGUCCUUUAUUUAAGUGUCAAAACUGUAUUCAACUUCCAUCCCAACCUUUUCAUCUUUUACGAAUCAACCGAUUUUGCAAAACUCUGUGUUACUGUAGCUUGUGUAUAGGGAGGGCUUAAAACAUAACCACAGUGUGCAACGUUUCAAGUUUCGAUAGUUUCGGAAUAAUCAAAGGUAUCGCCUUUUAUUAGGUUAAUCACUAUAUAAUAUAAUUACAACGAAAAUAUAGAUUAAAAAAGUAAUCAUUUUAAAGUAUACGUAUGGCAUACUACAUAAAACUCAUAUAUUAUAGUCAUAAAUAACGAAAAAUAAAGAACAUAACCGACUCUUAGUUUAUUAUCCGAUAAUAUUUUUUGAAGCGGAGGCGUUAUAUUAUUUAGAAAAUUAUUAGAUAUACUUUUUAUUUUUAUCGGCGUUAAAUAAAAUCGUAUCAUCAUAUUAUUUUACUUACUUACAAUAUUUCCAUAUUAUUUAUAAUGCGUUUUAGUAAAAUUAGUUUUAAUUAUAAUAUAUAGAUAAUAUAUUAAAUUUGAUUAGGUAUUCCGAAUGUAUUACCGUUAUUUAUGUUUGAAUUCAGACUUUUAUAAUACUAUAUGCAUCAGCGGUUCUUAAACUUUUGGUGCACACUAAUCCCUGAUGAAAAACUUUUAGUAAUCGUAGAAUCCCCCCCCCCUUACCAAUUUUUUUUCAAAUACUUUUUUUUUUUUUACAAAAUAUCUUAUGUUAUCAUAUCAAUAUUUACCGAAAGAUCCGCCGCGAACUCCCGACAAAAGAUGUGUGGAUCUAUUCUUAUGCAUCAAAUCCUUUGAAAACAACGAAAAUUUGACUCCAUACAUGAAUGGACUAAGUCCUUUGAAAGAUCCGAUCCGUUUUUAUUAUUACGUUAGUGGGUAUAACAAAGGAUCUAGUCUGCUGAUCAGAUUCACCGAGGAUUUACGGAUUUAAUCCGUCAUAAAAUUCGCUCGUGUAUGGCCGGUGGAUUACAGUUGAAGAACCGCUGCUCUACAUAAUAAUAUUAUAAGUGCUUUAGAUACGUAAGGAAUGUCGACGAUGACGUGCACUUUGUAGAGAGACAUAAUACUAUUCUGUGUGUGUUCCAAAACUCUUAGUGCCGGCCAUUCGCGGUCGAACUUUUUCGCCGCAUUCGUGUUGAAAAUGUGUGUGGUAGCGAAACUGUGCAGCGGCGAAAUAUUCUAGAUCCGCCAACAAAGUGUAUAUCAUGCUAUAUUUUCUAAAAAUGUCUUAAUCUUUCUAAUUCGUUCACACCGUGAUUAGAGACGGUCUUGAGUUGUAUGAUAUUAUUAUGUUUUCGUAAAAAUGGUAGGCUCCCGGAUCUAUCUACUCUCUCUGUUAUCAAACCAUAUUUGUAUUUUUUUGAAGUUUUUAUGGUUAAAUCCAGUAUAUAAUUGCAGACAUUUCAUGACAUUGACAAACAAUAUGCAUUACGUUUUAUAAAAUUUUCGUUAAAUAUGUUAUAAUUUUAUAUUAUACAUUUUACUUCUACGAGUGUAAUGUUUUCUUAUCGUCGUAAUGUCGCGGCGUUUUUUUCGCUUUGUGACAUCAUAAUACAGCGGUAUUGAACUUAAAAAAAAAAAAUCAUUAACAUUAAUGCUUAAUACAAUAAUUUGCAUACACAUCGUUUCUGUUAUACAUGUACAUAGUUGAUUUCGAAUAACCCAAUUAAAUUUUUCAUUUUAUUCGACUGACGACGACGACGACGAUUAAUCGGUUUUUUAAUGUCCGUCGUAACCUGCUAUAGUGACGUUGCAUUCGAACCAAAAACUGGUUUUGCGAGUUACGGGAAUAAAAUAGUAUACAUAGAUGUGUUAUUUUGGAUAACCAGUUAUAGACAAAUGAAAAUAUAAUAUGCAACACGUGCAACCAUUUUAGUUCUUGAACAUCGUUACACGCAUAUAAACAUCGAAAUUUCAUGCAAUUUUUCAAUGUUCCUUGUAAUUGUAUAAAAUAUUAUAAUAUUAUACCUCGAAACCAGUAUUAUUUUAAUCUUCAAAACAUUUUUUUUUUUGUUUUACGAUAAAUAAUAAUAAAACCUCUACUCUACUAAACGUUAUUUAUUAGAAAAUUAUAUUUUGAAAAAUCUUCUCGUAUACGAUGAAUUUCUCAUUUGUUAGUUCGUACCAAUAUUAUACGAAACAAAGAAAAUUGAAAAGAUUUAAACGAAUUCGUAUUCUACUGUCUAUGUACCUAAAAAUUAGUUAUUUCUGAAAAUAUUGUAUUGGAUUUCAGUUUUCCCUGUUCUAACCUGUAAAACCGUAUUAAGUUUAGAUUUUGUUGGUUUUACUAUGGUCCGUGAAGUUUAUUUUUCCUGUCUAUUUACAAUUCAUCUACUAGAAAUCUUAAUGCAAAUUUCAAGUGCAGUUUGUUUUCUGAAAUAAAAUUCUGGGUUAUUGAUGGGGAGAUUGUUUUUCGAUUUCCGUUUUCUCAGUGGAAAAAAAAUAUAGGAAAACCAGGUAAGUUUACGAUAAUAACGGUUUUAUUGGUGUAAUAUUUAAUUUAAAACAAACAUCUAGACGUGACAUUUUCACAUAAUACUUCCUAAUAUUACCCUUUUAUGAUAUAUACAUAGUCAAAUUUAUAUAAUGUUCUGGCCAUUUUUGUGUUAUAUAUAUAUAUAUAUAUGUAUUUCAUUGUUUCAAAUUUGUUUGGUUUUAUGUGAAUACAAUUGUUUUAAUGAUGUUUCAAAUUUCCACACGAGGUUUAUAAGUUGUAAUUUUAGUGAGAAAAAAAAGUUGAAUGUAAUGUAGUAGUUUUUUUUUAUUAUAAAUAUGCAAGUUCAAAUUUUGACGAAAAUCGUAAAAAUCACUUCAUUUAAGAACACGUUUAACCAAAUUUUCAGAAUCAUUUUUCGUUAUUAAUUAAUCAUCGUUGCCUAUAGACAUAAAUUAAAUAACUUCCCACCUACAACAGCAGUAUCAUCUUUUUAUGUUUUUUUCCUGUAAAUGUUUUAUAUAGAUAACCGAUUUUGAAGGUAGUUAACCUUAUUUUUUUACGUAAAUGUAUCUGAAUAUUUAUAACGCUGUAAAGAACUUCGAUGUUUUUUAAAAAUAAACGAUCAUUAAUAUAUUAUUAAACGCUUUAUUACGCAAUGGCGAAAUGAUCAAAUCGAUCGCCGAAAUUCUACGGGUUGAACAGCACAUAGAUUAUUUAUAGAACACCUAUAAACAUAAAAUAUAAAUAUUUGUUAAGGUUUUGUUUAUUUUGUUUUUUAAUACGAUUUCCUCCGGUAUUUUUUUUUUUUUUUUUUUUUUUUUUUGUAUACAUUUUAAACACAAAAACAGUCGAACGUAAAAAUAUACGUUCAUUAACUUUUUUGAUGAACAGAAAUAUUUGAAACGGAUGUUGUCUGCCAAACAGAUCGUUUUUUCAUGUUUCAUUUUUUUUUUUUUUUUUCAUUUAUGAAUCGAUGAUAUAGGCAAUACUUAAUAUUUUUAUUUUUGAAUACCGUUUGAGUAUGUGCCAAUUGCCAAGUGUAAAAUACAUCAUAGUCGAUGUGAACGAUUGUUCGGUACUAGGCUAUGGAAACUCUUUUGUCCCGGGCGGAUGAGAGGCGAUACGGCCUUGAAAUUACGGGGCGCGUCGUUUUACCUUCACGUUUCGCACUGGAGAGAGGGGGGAAGACAGCCUUACUUUAUCUUCCGUAAUAUUAUUAUGAUAAGGUUAUCUAUACCACAAAAAAAAAAACCAUUUAUUUUUUUCGGUUAAAAAAACGAAAUGUCAACUGCACGCAAUUGAUAUAUAAUUAUAUUAUAUAUAUAUUUUACCAUUUUUUUUGUCAUGUACGCGUCAGUAUAUUUCACACUCGAAGGAAAUUAUCCAAGACGCUAUUCCUUAAGUUUUCUUCCGACUAACCAUUCGGUUUGCACAUUUGAAUUUAUCUAUUUUAAAAUCAACGACUCCAGUGACGUGCCCAGGAAUUUUUAAUGUGAAGGGAUGUAACAAAUAAAAAUCGUGAAGAAAGAGUAAAAUCGUCUUUUCUACUCAACUCGACUAUGGGAAUUGGUAAUUUAAAAGCCGGAUCUUAAAAAAAUCCAAUUAAAAAAUCAAUACAUCAAGCUUUUUCUCGGAAAUCGGCCGAAAUUUAUGAGUUUUGAUAUUAUAUUACUCAUAUUUUGUUAUUUCGUAUUUUUAAGCCAAUGAGGGGAUAUAACCCAUAAUCUCCCACAUGAUCACGCCACUGAACGACACUAAGAACCAACUGUAUUGUUUUUGUAAUUUGCUGCCCUAGGUGAAUUACGUUUAAAACCGUUUACUCCGUCAUUCCGUCCAAAUAAAAAUUGAGAAAACUAUUUAAAAUUUAAAUAAUUUUAAAUCUUGGACAUUACUUGGAGAAUUCAUAUAUAUAAUAUUUUUUAAAUACCACCAUAAAAACAACUGAAGUGUUUAUUGUAUCUUAUCUGUCUACGAACAAUUAUUACACAAUAUCGGAGAUAUCAUCAUUUUGGCAUUCUAGUAUAAAAGUUGAACAUAGAUAAAAUUUCGUCAAUUACAGAUGAAAAAUAAAUCGUAAAAAUUAAAUUUCAACAUUCUAUAACUUUGCCAAUUUUGUAAUUGAAAGAAAAUUGAUUGUACAUAAAUUGUUUUAAAAAAAACAGUUGAAUCGCGCAGGCAUGUACCAAAAGGGUUAAAAAUUUGAAAUUGUGUGUGAUUUGAGUACUCUCUAUCAUUCUCCGAAAAUUCUAUUUCAAUAAUAGGUCAUUCGACUGAAAUAUUUAGUGGUACCUUUUUGCGUAAACGCACUGUGUAAGUUACUUGAAUUAUAAAUCAUUCGUUUGUUUGAUUUUUUUUUUUUUUUUUUAAUUAUGUGCAUACAAAAUUUCAGGAAAUCAUAAACUACCUAUUUUCUAUUUGAACAAUAAUAUAAUAACAUAAAAACUGGUUAUCAUUAAAAUAAAAAAAAAGUAAAAGUUAUAACGCAGUAGAAAAAUCCUAGUACAUGUAUAUUAAAAUUUAAAUAUUUUAUUAAACUUAAUUUAAUUACUUUUCAGAAUCGAUAGUUUAUUUAGCGAUUUAUGUUAAUUAAUUAUUCUUUGAUUUAAAACCGAAUUGUAUUACAACACUCGUUCAAGCGUUUAAAAAUUGCAUAAAUAAGAUAUUAUUCAUGUGUUAUUAUAUCUAUUUAAAAUUAUUUAGUUUAAAAUUAGGAUUAGAAAUUAAGAAUUUGAAAAAUGGCUGAGAAAAAUUGUAAACAAUGCGUUUUACUGCUUUUCUUUCUUAACACCAGUAAUAUGUGUUUCAGCGGAACUAUGUACUAUGAUCCAUUCCUGGCAGCUCAAGCUGCAGACAGUAACUACAGGUUACAGGUAAUUUAACUUUUAUCAAUUUUAAUAAUUUAAGUGCCUAAUCAUUAAUAAAUAUUUAAACAUUUAAAAAAUAUAUAUCACCAUGUUUAAUUUAUAUACACACAAUCAACAAAAAAAAAAAAAAAAAUGGGUGAUUUAUAUAUUACAGUGAUUUUUUGUUUUUUUGAACCAAUCGGUUUUCUUUGCUCUUCAUUGAAAAUAUCUUUAUUUGUUUUAAUUGAAAUUAUUUUGAUAAUUUUGAUUAUUUAUAAAUAAUAUGUAUAUUUUCGUCGAAAAUAAAGUGAGUUUUUUUUAUCGGGCGUUAGCGAUGAUUAUAAUAUUAUGAAAAGGUGACCCGAUAAAUGAAUUGAGAAUUAGUUGAACUGGUGUUGGUAUUUUUUUUCAGGCAGGAGCAGUCAAUGAGGUAAAUGACGAUUCAUAUAGUAUAAUGACAAACUAUUCCUAUCCUAUACAAUUUUCUUAUAAUACCUACUUUAUCUUUUUUAUUAUUUUUAAUUGUAUUUUAUUAAAAUAUCAAAAGAAAAAAAAUAAUUUACUUAAGUUCCUAUUCUAUAUAAUAUUUGACAUGAACAAAUCAUUGCUCAAAUCAUUCCAAUCGUCGUUCUUGAAAUUCGUUUUAGAAAAAAAAUCUUAUGUGUAACGGAUUACAAAGGCUGAAAAAGGGAAAUAUAACGUGAGUUUUAUAUACGAAAAAAACAUGACGAAUGGCAUGGCCGGCCUUUUUUUUCUUGACAUCACCGCUUCUAUAUAAUGUAGAUGCACUGAGAAAUCAGUGUCUUGAUCAAUAUUUUAUUUAUUAUGCGGUUACAAAGUAAUAUUUGUACAUAUAAUAUUUAUAUUAAUAAUAUUUUAUUAACACCAAAUAAAUUCUGUUAUUCGGAAUUUUCCUGAAAGUUUGUACUAAUCGGUUACAUAUAUAGAGCGCUAAUCAUUAUAAUUUUUUAUUAACACUAUAUACGUUACAUAUUAUAUUUUGUACUUUUGCACAGUCUUUGAUUCCUGUGAUUUAUUAUUUUGAUUUUUUUUGUUUAGAACAUUAGGCAUUUGUUGUCUGAUUUUUAGAAAAUCAAUAUAUAGUAUUAUGAUAAUUAUUACUUAUAUAAAAUAAUAAUUACACGUAUGUAUUGUUACAUAAUGUGUACAUCAUACAUAUAUUUUAAAUAACAGCCGGCAUAUUCAAAAUAUUUAUAUGUAUGCGUUACAAUUAUAAUAUUUUUUUGUUUAAACAUAUUCGAGAAUUUAUUAUAAUAUAUUUAUCAAAAAAUGAUUAUAUCCAUAACGCACGCACUCUAUACACACCCAUCUAUAAAGUUACACAUAAUAUUAUUAUCCAUUUACUACUUAGUUACGUUUUUUGAAUAUGACAUAAUAUUAUACCUAUAGUAUACAUUUACUUACAUGUAUACACUUUUUUUUUUGUACGUUAUGUUUACACUAAUAUAUUGUUAGUCUAGAGUGAAAGGGUGAAAAAUGAUAUUCAUAAAUAAUUCAAACAACACGAUUAAUGUGGAAAUUUGUCGCUACCGUGGUGGUAAUUGGCAUCAGUUGAGUAUUUAAUUUCUAUGUUAGACUUUUGAUUGGUAUAAGACUGUGCAACAUAUUUAGUGUUUAUUUAUUUAUUUUUCGGUGGCGGAAUCGUUUGUGAAAUUUUUUUAUAUAUAUUGAAAUGGCCUAAUUAAAAAAAAAGUAAAACAUAAUUUUUUUAAAAAAUUGCAUGUGACAAAAAUAUAUAUAUUAUAUUAUACGAGCACAAACUCACUCGCUAAAUAACUAUUAUACAGGUUGAAUAGUAUAUUUAACAAUUUUUUUUUUUUUUUGUCGUAUCUUGGUAUACAAGGAAAACAAACAUUUGUUGAUUUUAUUAGACUUUUUUCUUUUUUAUUUAACCUAAAUAUACAUAAAAUAUAAUAUAUGUGUACACUUAAUAUUAUUAUUUCUGUGUAUAUGUAUAUGUAUUAUGUAUGUAUUUUUUAUUUAUUAAUUUUUUUUUUUUUUUUUUUGGGUUGCCUGUUAUUUCUUUCUCUUUACAUAUAUUAUAUAUAUAUAUGUGUAUUGGCUGUUUUGUUGGGGACAUAAUAUUAAUAAAGUAGACGAAAAGCUAUGCUUGUAGCGAUUCACUGAGAAAAUAAAAACAAUUUCAAAUUUGGGCAUUAUAUUAUUAAUAUAAUAAAAUCUUAAUAUAAUAAUAUAUAAUAUAGCCUUUGUUGAAAAUAAUAAUAUAUAUAUUUAUAUAUAUUAAUAUAUUAUAUAAAUUAUAUGUGUAUAUAUAUAUGUAUAUUAUUAUGUGUCUUACCUUAUUUAUUUGUGUUGCUAGAAAUUUACCGCUAUCAUAUUGAAUAAUAUAUUAUAUAAUGGAACAUUUUUAGGGUGAUAUGCCACAUAUUAGCUGAACGUACAGCUAACUGUUGCAUGUGAAAUGGUUCAUAGUGGUUUUUAAUUUAUUUUUUUUUUUUAUUUUUUGUGUGUAUCCACAUGUUUUUAUAGAAGGUUUUCGAAUAAUUUUUUAUUAUUAUUAUUAUUAUAUAUCCAUACAAUACAUCAUUAUUAAAAUUAUUACCAUUCUUGUUUCUAUACUUCGUUCCAUUUUAUUUUUGUACCGUUUAUAUAUUGAUACUGAAAUUCCUAUUAUAUUGUAAUAUUUUCAUCGCACGAUCUUUACCGAUUUACAUAACAUAGAGGUCUAUUCGCAUAUUAUAAUAUUAUACAUGCAUAUUAUGUGUAGAGGUGCCCGAUUGUUGAUUUGAUUUUUUUUUUUUUUUAUUAAUAUUUUCUUAUUCUUGCUAAUCGAAACAGCGGUAUAAUUAUUAUAUCAAAUCUCUAAUGUCACAAGUAUUUAGAGAUUAUUCGACUACAAUAUUAUACUAUAUUACACGGUACUAGGCAAGUUAUAAAAUAUUUACAUUUCCACCGCUCUUUAUUUAUUAUUAUUGUUAUUAUUAUUAUUAUUAUUAUUCGCUAAUGUAUUAUUAUUAUUAUUAUAUUGUAUAGUGACGCUUACACCUCAUGGUUUUCUACUUUUUUUUUUUUGAAACGUACUCACCAAUUUAUUCUUUAUUUAACUUGCCUAGUGUACGUAAUUAUUGCAUCACGGUAAAUUUGACAUAUUAUUGAAAUAUAUAUAUAUAUAUAUAUAUAUAUAUUUAUUUAUUAUAAUAACGGUAUGCAUCAUAUUAUUCAAUAUUUUUGUCCAAAUGUUGUGUUGAUAUAAAUAUUGUACUAUUAAUACUUAUUGCCUGGUUUUAUUUUUUUAUUAUUACUUUUUUUUUUUUUUUUUUAUUGCUAGUAUUGGUUUAGGGGUGCAACUCAUAAACAACAACGAAAAAAAGAGCGCAACUUAACGUCAUAAAAGCAAUAAUAUUAUAUAUAUUUAUUUUAUUUUUUUGUACAUUAAAAUAAUUUACAUGUCGAUAAUCAUUUUUUUUCUUUUCUUACAUUAAUAAUAUUAUAAUUUUAUAUAUUAUAUUCAUAAUAUUAUAAUAAUAAUAAUAAUAAUAAUAAUAAUAUAAUGCUUGAUUGAUUCCGGUAUAACGCGUCCACGUGUGAUUAUUGUGCCUGCAUUUUUUUUAUGUGUAACAUUUUUGUUUUACUAAUCGUUCCGAAAACAGGUAGCUGCCGCAGCAGCAGCCGCGUCGCCCCUACUUAAAGCCGCAGCCGCUGCCCAAGGGACUCCAGCGUUAUCGUCCGCCGCAGCUGUGGCCCAAGCGCAACAGGCGUCCUACGUAGCCGCCGCCACGUACACGGCCGCGGCGGCCAGGGCGUACAACGCGGCGGCCGCAGCCGCCAACAACCCGAUGGCCAACCCGGCGGCCGCUGCUGCCGCAACGUACACGGCGUUGCCAGCUGGGUGAGAGCGAUAAAAAAUAAUAUUCCCUACCCCGUCGUCCGAUCCCGCGAUGACCACGAUAGAUACUAAAAUACGAACGUUUUUUAAAUGAAUAAUAAUAUUUACUUGAUCAUUCAGCGAAUUUACGUCGUCAUGAUCAGUUAACCGGUAAUACAAAAUAUAUUUUUGUAUGAUAAUUGUAUUUAUAUUUGACAUCGGGUUAUUAUUAUUAUUCUUAAUUUCUGUGUGGCCACUGUUUUGCAGAUUACAGUAUAAAUCGAACAUUUUCGCAUUUAAAUUUUAAACUUGCCCGUAACUCAAAGUUGCAGUUUAGCUUAGAUAAUAUUUCCCUGUUUUUUUUUUUUCCGGUCGAUUUCGAUCUCAUUUUUCGUUAUUUUAUGGAGAAGUGACGGUAUUCCCGACGGCCGAUACUCUGAAUGUGUUCUAUAAUAAACUACACUAAUCUAAUCUAAUCUAACCUAACCUAACCUAACCUCUUAUUUAUUUAUUUAUUUUUUUAUUUUUGUGGAAUCGUUAGGUCUGGGGAGAAUCGUUUAUUGUAAAAUAAAAGUAUCUACACGUAAAAUUAGAAUAUAAUACCCCCUUCGUGGGCCAAAUCUAACUUAACCUAAGCUGUGUGGUAAAAACAUAUAAAUUGCAUAUUUGUCGUUUUUAUUCAAAUAUUAUUAUUUUGCAAUAUCCCACUCCGCGCGCGCAGAAAAUAAUUAAAAAUCGUUCAGAAACCUGUAAAAAAAAAAAAAAAAAUUGUCACAAUAUAACUUUUGUUCAUAUUUUUUGUCUUUUAAAUCUUUCCGUCUUUCUGUCUCUUUCUACUUUCUUGCACCGCCAAUGUACAUAAUUAUUUUUACACACAUUUGAUUUAUCUUUAUUUUGACCUCCAAAGUCUGAUUAACAUAAUAUGCCAGUGACGUGCCCAUUAAUUUUCAAUGGGAGGGGACGUAGUAAUUAAUAAUCACGAAUCAAUCGUGGAACCUUUUUCUAUACUUAACACUACAAUCAGUAACGCCGAAGUAGUUUAAAAAUACUCGGGCAAACAAAGCAAUACUGUAUUAUACUGGUCUUCUUUAGUUUAUAAUAUAUUACACAGCUCAUAGUACUAUUUACUUUAGUUAUAUUUUCUACAAAUACUACUCAUACUGUGUAUAUUUCUUACCACUAUCACCAUCUACUCACCACCAAUAAAUUUGGACCUGUACCUCGGUACGGCACCACUGUUUAAAAUCCGGAUCCAAAAAGGAUCAAUUUGUAUUCAAUAAAUCAGGCUUUUCCUUGUAAUUUUACCGAAAAAUGGUGAUUUUCAACCUCAGUUUCUUCCCAAUAAUACCUCAAAACCAAUCCUAGAUACGGUUAGGUUAGGAAUAGUAGUAUUGUUUACUGUAUAAUAACCGUACGAGUUUUGUAAAUUAAUUUUACAAAUAUGUAUUAUUAUGCAGUUUGCGUUAAAAAUAAUUGAUGCGAACACUACGUAUAUCUCGUGGGCGUUUUUUUUUUAUUAUUAUUAUUAUAUUAUUAAUCGACAAUUAAUAAUAUUGUUGUGUAGUUUUUUUGUUUUUUUUUUUUUUUUAUGACUAGGUUCAAGAAAACCAUCCGAUAGCUUAUGAUGUAUAAUAUAAUGUAUGAACGCGUUUAACUGACCAUGAUGAUUAAACUGUAUAUAAUAUUAUACCUUGCCUAUAAUUAUAAUUUAUAUAAGCAGUGACACGGGAAAAUAAAUAAUAAAAAAUAAAUUCACUGCAUGAAAGUACAUUAUAUUUUUCUUGUGUUGUGUAGUGAAAACGCUUCUUAUUUAUUUUGUGUUUAUUUGUUUUGUAUUUUGUAUUUAUUUAUUUAUUUAUUUUUUUGUAGUUUUGUAGCUUAUAUAUUAUUUGUUCGUUAUUUAUAUAUAGACUGGAUUAAUAUUAUAGACUUUUAUAAUAUUUCAUUAGAUAUUUAUAUUCCUUUAUUAUUAUUAUUAAUUUUUAUAUUUUGUGUUGCCUUUUUAGUUUAACAAUAUUACUGUGCGAUAUGCAUUAAUUCUAACGUGUUGUGUGCAUUUUUGUUUCAUUUUGUUCAUUCCAGUAAUAUUUAUUACGAUUUGAUUUUUUUUUAUAAUUUUACGUAUUUUUCAAUAUAAUAUACUUACAUAAUAAAAUAUACAAAACGCUAUAGGUAUAUAUACAUUAUUAUAUAGGCUCUUUGAAUACUGUAUUUUGAUGUUUUACAUACCUAAAUAUAAUAGGCAGUAUACUACAAAGUACGAUUCUCAAAUCGCCCUUGUCCAUCAUCACCCGUGUAUAUCCUACCUAUUAUAUUAUGUAAAAUAUGUAACUAACAUGUUUUUUUUUUUUUGACGUACGCGUUUUUCUAGAUAUACUGGGCGUGAGUACACUGCAGAAUCGUAUUUAGCUAGUCACGGUAUCGGUCCAGUCACUGGAUACGGGGUCAGUAUACAUUUUUUUUUUGGUUUUUUUUUUUUUUACCUUAUAAAUCUUUAGUUUAUAAUAAUAUGUGUACGUGUGUAUAAUAUUACAAUAAAAAUAUUUUUUAUUGAUGUGAAAUUCGUACGUUGCGCGCGCCGAACCGUAUACCUAACCUAUACGAUUAUCGGUUUGACCGGUUUUUCGGUAUUCGAAACUUGUGCUCGUCCGGGACCUAGCAGUGAGUCAGUAUUUAUACACGAGUAAAAAUAUAUUACACGAUAUUCGCAGCGGUAUUUACUCACAGUCACAAUAUUGUUGCUAUAAUAUUAUUAUUUAUCGAUUUGUUCGUUUCGCGAUCGACGAUGAGACAUCCGAAUUUUUUUAUGCCAAAAACAACGACGGUCGUAUUAUAGGCGUAAUCUGAAGUAAAUUAUUGGGGGGGGAAGACUGUGGUGAAACUAAUAGUCUAUUAUAGGCAUCGAAAAUACCACAGCGGUCGCACGACGAUAAAGAAAAAUAUUGUGCCCGCAACCGUCAUAACCGCGAAUUAAGAUCACUUUAAUCGUGAUCAUAGAUAACGAUAAUAUUAUAUUGAACAGUUUAUUGUUAUCAUGUGAAUGAAAAAUGAAUAUUAUUAAACGAUGUUUUGUGCUUUUUAAAAUUGUUUAUAUUUAAAUGUUGGAUGAGUGGAGUCAAAAAUAUACUAUUUCCCCCUCGCCAAAUAUCUGAGGGGGGCAGUUGCCUCUUUUGCUCCUUCCUCCCAGAUUACGAAUACGACGGCGAUAUUAAUUGUUUGACCAUGGCGUCGUCAUGACGUUUCGUUUCAUGAAAACAGUUCAGACUUUUCGCGGUAACGUCAAACCCAAAUACCCGAUUUCAUUGGCUACAAUUAAUUAGGAAUAAACUGUAGAGAGACUAUUUCAACUUAACCUGUACAAUAUACAUCUUAUAACCGAGUUAAUAAAAUAUUUCUCAAAUGACGUCACCGCGAUUUCUUCUUUCCGCUUAGGUUUUCUAAAGAUUUAAUAUUUCAUUUUGUCAAAUUAAAAAAAAAUACAACACCACCAAACCGUAGACAUUUUAUUAUUAUACGGACUGCGAGUCCCACAUACCUAGCUUUGAGUUGUCUAUUAGGUACCGGCAUUCUAAGAAAGAUAUAGUCGAAAUCUGGAUACAUAGAGACAUUUAAGUGUUGAGACUGGAAACUAAUAUUACUCUCUAAAUAAGAUAGGUUAGGAAUGGAUAACCCCUAAAAUGUAUGUUAUGUUUUUCCAACAAUACUGUUAUCUCUGUUGUUUAACUUCCCUUUCUCACUUACUAAUCACUAUCAAUGGGUGUUAUAGUUGUAUGCUAUAUUCGCCUAACAAUCGUGGUGUUCCGGACCUUUCUCGGCUCAGUUAUCAGUCCAUUUCACUGUAGGUCUAUGCGCCAUACGAGUAAACAAUUAAACGAUUAAUAUUAUGUAUUAGAGUUUCCGUAUACUAUAUUCCGAUAGUUGUUUGACAAAUAAAUUUAACUCGUUUAGUGAAUACGACUUGAUUAUUAUAUUUUUAUUACCCGACUUACGAGUGUACCCAGCUACGAAGAAAACGAUUCGAAAUGCGUGCUUCGUUGACCAAUAAUAAUAAUAGACAUAAACUCAGCGCACAAUUUUACAGCCAAGACGUUAAAAAUUGUAAUAAUAUACUAAACGAUUUUUCUAUAAUAUUCCGUUUUUCACGCGAUAAACGAUAACCGAAACAUUACAGAUAUCCGACAUAAUGCUUAAAAGAGAACCAUAAUAAACCUUUCCGUAUAUACUCUCGCCAAAAUAACAAACUCGAUUCGUUGAUAAUAAACUUUGUAAUCAGUUCUUCCCCCUCCCCCAAUUAGUUAAUUGUAUAACUUUGCUUAACGUAUUAGGUUAAACUACCUAAAAUUUUAUAUUCUGAACGUAUUCUGAGGAAUAUAUAGAGUUUUUGUUUAAUUAGUGCAAUUGAGAAGGUCAUUUUUUGAUUUCCUUUAUGGAUUUCUUAAUAAUUGGGAAAAAUUAUCUUUAAUAACGGUUCUGUUAUUUUAAGACCAAAAAUGUGCACAGAUACUCAAUUAUAACUUUCUAAACGUGGUUAAAUUUUCAAAACAUUUUGGUGAUUUUUGAUCUAUUUAUAAUGAUUCAAAAUGUUCAAGUUUUUUGAGUUUUUAUUUGGUUUUAUGCUGAUAAUAUUCUUUUGGCAAUGCAAAACGAUUGAAAAUUUAAACAAAGUUUAUCUUAGGCACUGUUAUUAGUGAUAAAAAAGAAAAAAAUUGAGCGUAAUGUAUUAUAUUCGUUUAAGCGUUGCCAGCUCAAAUUUUGACUAAAGUCGUAAAAAUCAUGAAAUUUCAAAACAUUUUACCAAAAUGCAAACAGACUUUCACCUAUAACAAUGGCGCACUCAUCGGCGGUAUCGACUUUUAAAAUAUUAACAUACAUACAUUUAUAUGAGUUUAAUGUUAAAACGAUCGAUUAAAAACCGUGUUUAAAAUAUCCAACUAAAAUUGUUUACUUCACAAAAGAUAUAAUUAAACUAUGGGAAUAUCAAUAACUUUAUCACUAAGUUGUUAUCAAAAAUUACAGCAAACAUAUUACAUAUUACUUGUUCGAUUGUCGCUUGGCGUUAAUAAAUAAAUAAAAUAAUUGAUUAUUGUUCGCUAUCGAGUUUUAGAUUUUGUAUUCGACAACAUUAUUCAAUAAAUGUUCAAAAACUCGCGAGGUUGGUUUUAUGACCCUAUAUCCCCCCUCCCAUCUUGGCUUUGCGCCUGAGUGCGACAUAAUAUUGCAUAACAGUGAAUAUUUUUUUCAGUAAAUUAUUAUUCACAAGAAAACGAUUUUACAAUAUUAUUAAGUCAUGAAAUUAUUUACAUAAUAAUUAUAUUAAUAAAUUACGUUUUUAUCAUAUUACCGGUCAGUUCGGUCUUACACUCCUAUGAACGCGUAAUAAUAUUAAAAACAUUAUUUACAUAAUAUGUACAUGAUGAUUAUUUUAUCGUACACUGUCAGCAGCGCGAUUAUCUAUAUUACGAAGGUUUUGAUUGUAUUUCAUUUUGUUUCAUUGUUUCAGGUAGACAUGUAUGUAUACAAUUGUGUAUGCAUAAAAUCAUUAAUUUAACCAUGGAUAUUAUAUUAUAUGCAAUUUAAUACUCUUCUCUAGUUCAGUGGCGUAAUUUGGUUUUUAUCUUUGUGGGAGGUGGUACACAUAAAACAAAAUUGAAUACCUAUUACAAAUAUUUGUGCCAUUUAUACAUUUUUUAUUCAUAUUUUUUACAAUACCUAUAAUAUAAAAUUAAGUUUUAUUUUUUGUUUUGAGAAUUAGCUCAUCAAUGAUGAUGUUCAUCUGACGUUAUUAUGAGUGAUCGAUGACACGAUAAUCCUUCGUAUACCUUCUUAAAAAAAACAUCUCUCUCGUAAUAUUUUCAUUAAUUACCUAUCUUAGUUCUUCACAUCUUCACAACUCUGAGGGUUUAGGGAAAUUUUAUCGUUUCGAACACGAGUUUAAAAAAUAUGUUGGUUGUUGCCGACACAUUAUUUGACAUAGUUGAUCAAACGAAUUAUUAUACGGAAUAUGGAUAAAAUGUUGAUAAUAUUGUAUUAUAUGCUGAUUGUUAAUCAAGCAAUAACGAUUAAAAAUUAAUUUUAACCCAAACUAGAGAAAAAUUGAAAUUAGCCCAACUCAGGAAAUAUUUCGGUAGAUUUGUAUUGCUUAAUGUUACCGAAAUUACAACAGUCGAUCAGAAUACGACAAAAGGCACAGAUCAGAGCCGUCCCGAGAGUAGAGCCGUACCCUUUCACUACAGUCAGACAAGUCCAGCGCUUUAAUAUACACAAUAACAAUAAGAGCUGUCACUGAAGACCGGUGUCCCACUGUUGUAGGUGGGAAGUUAGGAUGGUAGAAUACAUUAAUAUGUUUAAUUUAUAUCUGUGCGCAACGAUAAUCCAUCGACGUAAACUAAAUGUUCAAGUAUUUCUCUAAUAGUCAAGUUGUUGAAAAAUAAACAAAGGUACAUGAAAAGUCGAUUUCAAUAUUUGAAAGAUAUAUAAAAUAAUAAGGAAUAUGUCGUUUCAAAACUAUUGGGAACAAUAUUGUAAAACGAAUACUUAAUGUGAAAUAUUAAAUGUUAUUCCAAUUAUCGUCAUUAUCGGGAUAAUUCUGUUCGCCACCAUUAUCAUUACUUUCUUCCAUAACUCCUAAGUCUUGAACUGUUGACUAUUCCAUCUCGCAUUCAUGGAGUUUUAAGAUUUCCUUCUAUGACAUCUUAACCAAACUUUCAGGGGCAGAUUUCACAAUUUGACGCACCUAUACUAAAUUUAAUUUCCCACCCCUAUCCUAAGAAAAAUAACUUAUGUAUAAUAAAAUAUCCAUAUAUAUAUAUUUUCUCAAUAAUUUGUAAUUAUUUUUUUAUUUAAGUAACGUUCAAAAAAAAAAGUUUAUUUCAAAAUAAUAUUUGCCAGGUAUUUAUUUUUAUAAAGUUAAAAUAAAUAAGAAAAACAUAAGUUUAUUAAUAAUAUAAGUGAUUUUAAUGCUAACCUCUCAUAGUUAUUAUUUAUAUAAGUUUUUUUCUAAAUUUCAUUCUUGACGAAUUGUCUUCAUAAUCUAAUGAUGAUGUGAAGUCAUUCUCUAUUGUUAAUAUAGCCAAGCAAUUCAAUCUUUCUUGCAGUUCAUCGUUGAUCUUAAAUAAUUCUUCUUUGAGACCGAAAACGAAUUCGAACGUUCAGCAAUACAGUUGCUAGCCGAUGUUGAGACGAAUAUUGGAAGGGCGAUUUCAAUAUUUGGAUAAAUAUCUUUUAUAUUACGAUUAUAUAUUACUUGCAGCAGUAGGAAUGGUGUAAUUUUCUUAUCUUUGAAACAUGUAAUUUGAUGAGAACGAAAAUAUAAAAGUCCAUUAAUAAAUUCAUUUUUUUCUAAAUCUGAUUUGUAAAUACAACAUAGUUCAUUUGCUAUAACCGUUGUAUCAGAAUCUUUAAAAUUCAUGUAGUUUAGUAAGAAAAUCAAAUGGCUUACAGAAUGUUUCAUAAGUUUUUCGUCUCAAUUACUCAAUUCAGUAGCGAAUCUGUCGAGUAUAGCAUAUAAUUUAUUAAUUCUAAAAUUAUCUUUCGUUGAUAUUUCUACUUGUCCAUUUCGAGUUUUAUCAUGGCCUAAAUUUUUUUUUCUUUUUAUAGAAUUUUCAUAUUGAUACGUUUUGUUUUUAACUUAAUGAUUUUUCUACAUAUUCAUCAAACGCCUCUCGCUGUGAAUUCACUAAAUAUAUCAAUGAAUCAUAUAACUAGAGGACUGUACACACAUCAAUGUUAACAUUCUGUAAUUUUUUGCUAACAACAUUUUUUAACCUAUGAAGUAAAAAACCCCACACUGCAGCUAUGAAUGCCACUUCCAGUUUCUCGAGUUGUAUUCAAGUCUAUGAGCUUAACAUUUUGUUUCUGAUUUUUCGGUUUUAUCCAAUUCGAUUGUAUUAAAAACUAGUAUUAUUUCAUCGCAUUAUACAUUCAAGCUGGCAUAAGAUAAACAAUAAAAUAAGCUCUAAUAAAGCAUAAUCGUUGUCAUCGUUGAUGAGUAUAUAUAAUGAGUAAAUAUAUAUCAUUUUACUAAAAAUAAACGAAUACAAAAUCCAAAUACACCGAUCAAGAAAUGGUAUAAUCAAAAAAAAAAAAAAAAUCGUAAUUGUAAAACAUUAAAACAAAAUAAAUAUUCAACACAAUUUUGCCGCUACUGAUCCCCUUUAGUGUGGUCUGCCUCGGGUUGUCUUCCACUCUAUAAUGUCCUUUGCAGUACCGUCUUUCAUCUUUCUUUGUCGACUGUUUAUGUAGCUACAUGAUUUAGUGCAGAGCCGGUUGUUUCUUCCAGCAAUUCCGCUUAUCCUUACUAAACUUCCUAUUCCAUUACAUCAAUCUCCAUACUUUGUUCUCAAAGAUUUCUUUCAUUCAAAUAAUAAUGCAAUAUAAUAACAUUUAUGUUUAAGUGUAUGUUUUUUGUUAAUAUUAUUGUUGUUUUAAUGAAAAACUUAAUUUUUUCUGUUUACAGCCAAUGUACCGAAGUGGCUACAACCGAUUCACCCCGUACUGA
Molecule: messenger RNA, 76485 nt
Organism: Cinara cedri
Lineage: Eukaryota; Metazoa; Arthropoda; Insecta; Hemiptera; Aphididae
Source: the annotation of a GenBank genome assembly